GACUUGCAGUAGUGUAACUGCAGCAGGGAGGAGACCGAGACCCGGAGAAUAGCUCCUCUAUGAACGCCCUUCAGUCUGACUUGCCUGUGAAUCACAUUUUCCACCUACAACACAGUUGUUACUUCUGACUGGGCCCCUACGAAGAACACAUGCCACAGACCCUUUCUUCUCCCCCGAUCUGUAUCGACCGUAAAUCCUUAAAUGAGCUGAAGCAAACUAGAUCAACUGGACAACUGCCUGGAAAGUUUUAUUCACUCUUAAGGAUUUUCGGCUCAAGUUUGAUGCGUCUUCUUGGAGGAAAUCAUGAACGGAUACCGGACGAACAGACGGAUUAAUCGUUUCUCCGUCACGUCUAAUCGACCAAAUCACACGAGGUGGUUUAUGUUGGAGUUAGCUGUGUAAUCAGAUCACUGGUCGUUAUUGAUCGAUCACUGUGGGUGAUCGGGUGUGUUGAUCUACGCUGACAUGGAUCUUCAGGUGGUUGUGUGGCUCUUCUACUGCCUUCUUCUGCCCACCGCGCUGUUAACAGGUAACAAACUUUCACUCGUCUUUUAAAGAACUGUAACGAUCAACAUGUGGCAAAACUUAGUUUCACACUUUCUAACUUUCAACUGCGCUGAGGCGAGCGCUGCAACUCGUAACAUGCUGGGUGGUAACUGCUGAGGCAGCUGGAGGGAAAACCAUAAAAACUUAUUUUUUUCCAGCCUUCUUGUGGUGUCUCGGUUAUCUGGUGAUGCCACUCAAGUCACGGUUCAUGCAGAUGAUACCAUAGGCUCCAUUUAGGAGUUAUUAAGCGUGUUUCAGCGCAGUUCUCAGUCCUGUUCGGAAUGAUGUUGGUGUCGCCUCCCAUUGGCGUAACCCUGAGUGUAAUAGUGUCACAAACCUACCAAGUUUCUGAUUUUUAUGUGACACCUUUGAAGUGUUAAAAAGAACCCGGGCCUCUCGGAGUUCAGGUCAUAUAGCUCUAUCAUCAGCUCUAUAUCUGUAACCUGCUGAUGUGGUUCUGCUUAAGUUUGUUGUUGUGGAGGAUUUACUCCAGCCUCUGUCAGCCUGUCCUCUGAAACUGUGUCACACUGAACAUCAUCUUUGGCAAUUAUGACACAAUCAGCUGGUCUGGGCUUCUGUCCUGCAGAUGUGACCACUGAACUUUGCUUUGCUAGUCUAAUAUGUUCAUUUACUUUAAAUGAUUCUAUUUAGGCUUUAACGCAUUAAAGUGGUGAAAUUGAAAUUUGCUCCUUACUGACAGUACAGUGAGGUCAAUUACAUGCUUCAAAACCCUUUCAGACAUUGCUGUAGUUUUUUAGGAAACUAUUUGUGGGGUAUGUGCAGGAAUUAACCUGCCACACUAUUAAAGUUUGCUAUAGAAGCAGCAAGGCCACUCUGCUUCAGCUUUAUAGAGCAGUUUACUCUCCAAAUGCAGCCAUGUGGAAGAAUAGCAGCUUUUUUCUAGGUAUUUCCAGCAUCUACCUCUAUAAUGAUGCUUUUAUGACAUGGCACUGGUUAGCAGCAGAGUGACUUAAGCCUCUGUAAAUGACACAGGGAAUCCCAGUAAAGUUCACCUCCAAUGUGGUUUCAGUCCAACAUCCAGUCCUGCUGUAGUCCGACAGCUCUUGGAUAACUGGUAUACUCAUCGUCAGCUGCCAUUUCACAAGCCUCUGUUUCAGUUUGACCAACACAGACUCCAAGUGCUGCUUUGCCACCUUUAAAACUGUCAGAGCCUUCUCACAAGACACUGAUAUCAUAUGAUUUAUCUGCUAUAUCUCAGCACACACCAAAAACACAAAGAUGUAACUAAAAACAGCGUUAACUUAACGUCAAUGUCUUUUUUUCAACACUGAAUAUGUUGAAGUGUUCUUUUAAAACAAUGAUACAUGAAAUUUUUAUCCUUGUGAAUGAAUAAGGGGGCAAGAGACAGACAAAGAGUGAGGGAAGGAGCGUCAUUUGGUUCACCUCCUGACAGGAUAUCACUUGAGAACAUACAGUAUUCAACACGUCAUGAGUUUCUGCACAGUAAAAGGAAGUGAAACAUGCCAAUAAAGUUGGCCAAGAAGCUGUCACGCACACACACACACACACACACACACACACACACACACACACACACACACACACACACACACACACACACACACACAAACUAGUCAUCAGACAAGUGAGAUAGUCUGGUAAAACAAUAAAGUCGAUGUCAAACAAUGCACCCAGGUCACAGGCUGCAUUAUAGAACUACAUCCACCUCUCCUUGAUAUCUGCCUAAGGGGGCUGGAGCCUCAUUCAGCAUAUCUUUGUACCUGUAAAACUCUAUAAACAGCUGUAUGGGUUUGACUCACAGUUACCUGGUUACAUGUUGACAACACAGAGUCACUAACAUAGAUGGCUCGACAUGUUUGCUGGGAGGUAACUGUGAGUCAGAGAUCUAGGUUUUCUCAUACCAGGGUGACAGACUGCAGAGAUGUAGGGUUUCAUCAGAGUGCCUAUCAUAGAGUGGAUCAGAGUGAUUGCUUUAUAGAUGAAUCAGUGAGCUGUGGAAGCACAAAGCUCUUGUGGUUUCAGGGGUAAGGGGACACACUGAAGUCUUGAAAAAGCACACAAAGACAUUGUAUUUCAAGUAGUUCAACUACAAUGACAACUCUUUAUGUCUGUACUGUGCCAUUAAUAAACCAACCCAAUUUCAGCAAGGCAAAAACUGGAACUGGCUUUAUUGUACAUCAGACUAUAACCGGAUUGUUUCCCAAACACAGAGAGGAUGUUGGUGAAGUGCAUUUCCCAGCACUGUGCAGCCUUUUGUCUGCUGGUCCUUCCAGGUGGCUGGUUUGAUGGUUAUGGCUCAUGUUGGCUGUUGCCUGAGAGGUUAGUAAAAACUGUGAAGGAAAAAUUCACUCAUUGCUCAAACAGUGAAAAAUAAACCAACGCUAGCAAGGUUGACCCAGUCUCCAGAAUGAACAGAGGUAAAACCUUUGUGUCGGCCUUCUCUGACGUACUCCGAUGAGUCUCUGUGGUACAGCGCUUUGAUACAUCCACUUUCAUACAAACGAUUUACUCCAAGCUUGUAAUUUAGUCUGCUCUGUGUAUCUUAGCGUCUGUGUCGCUUAUUUUACCAGAUUCAAGAUUUCAGAGGGAAUAUUUGGUAGAAAUGCAGUUUAUCCUCCAGUUUGAGGGAUUUAUAGGAAAGAGCACAGAGACUGGGGCCUGUGUGAAUUGGUGUGUGUAUGAGUAUCCUCAUGAUCCAGAUUACUUAACUUUAAUUUUCUAUAAAUAGAGCAGUCAGCUGCUUGAUUUAUGAGUUGUGUGUCUCAAGUUAAGCUUUUGGCUCUACCACAGCAGACUGGAAUUAAAAACAAGUUUACAGACAGUGAAAGCAGAUCUUUUUGGAUAAAUUGACAGAUGAAUGUUGCUGGAAUUCAGCACUCCUAUAUCAAUCUCUAUUACUUCCUUCCUCUGAGUAUCACAACUGUAUGUAUCUGCUGCCUUCAUGAUGUGGAUAUCUCUAUAAGACAUGCCACAGUAUAAAGGCCCAGGUUUGCAUGAUUUCACUGAUAAACACUGAUUGAAAAUAUUUCUUGAGCAUAGUUUCUUCUUUCCUCUUCCCUCAUUGAAUCAGUGUCACCAUGCAACUUCUUGUUCUUUGUCGUAUCCAGACUAUCUCUCCUUACAGUUUAAUAUUCCAUAUGUACAAGGAACUUUCAAGACACACUGCUGGAGGAGAAAGGGAAGACUGGGCAGAUGCUGCACAGGACCCCUGUGAAACACUAUAAAGAAUAAAUGCUCCAAAACCCCCAAUAUUUAGACAUACAAACAUACACUUUACACUCCCCCUGGCAGGCACUGAGACUGAAAACAGACUAACAGACAAACUGUUUGCUCACUGAUCACAACAGUAUUAGUUUCGUGGGGAACUAUUGUGGGUGACAUGAUCUCUCAAUGCUUGGAAUGGAUUUUAACAUGAUCUGCCUCUCUUAAGACUGAAAGAAUACAGCUUCUGCUCUUGUGCUCACAGUGGACAUUUAUGAAUCAAUGAAAUCAUGCACUCCUGGGCAUUUUAUAUUGUGCAUGGGUCACAGAGUGGUGUGUCCCAAGAAGAUAUCCACGUCAACAGCCCCCGUUAGUUUGUCCCUGGAGUCUAAAUUAUUUCCGUUCCCAUACUCUCAUCUGUUUGAAACUGGAUAAAAACUCUUACAAGUAAUCAGGAGCUACACCAGCUUCCACAGUAUAUGAUAUGAAAUAAAAAAUGAUAAUAAAAACAAAAUAUUUUGACCCACUUUGGGAGAGUGUGGGUUAUGUGUGUACUGUAUAUUUCAGAGUCGCUAAGCCAGUGAGUCAUUGCUACACCAGAGCAGUUUCACAAGACUUCAUGGCCUGGUGAGAAAUAUCCAGAGUGUGUGUGAGCUUCAUGGUUAGCAGGAUUGAGGCAGAUGAGGAUUGAGCGUUUACAUUUUUGAAGUGAUUUCUUUCUUCAAACUGAAAGAAUAACCUCAAUCUGAUCAGCAAUAAUGAAGUUUGUGCUUUUUCCUCAGACAGUAUGUUAAGAAUGAAUCGCUGUCUUUCUGAUUGUACUUCUUCAAUGAUGUCCCCACAACCUUUUUUUGACUCUGCUGAGCCAAGUCAGAUUUUCCUACAGGCUGCUUUCUUUUUCCUCUUCACUUUUAAUUGUCAGGACAUGCCGUUGCAUGUUUGGGCCAAUGUGCUUGGAGUGUGGCACGUUUGGAGAGUUCAGAGCCAGGACAGAGUCUACUCCAAGGCUUUGACUGGCCCAUCAGUAAUGACGUAUUAACUCAUGGAAUAUCUGACCCUCCAAGUCAAUCUCUGGAUCGUGUACAGCAGAUACAGUAGUUUAAACAUGUAGAAACCAGGACAAAGGCUGGUAAUUCACACUCUACUCAUAGAGAGGUUAUCAGAAGGUUUUUCCACAAUUGUUCGGAAACACAUUGUCUUGACAUCUGUUGUGAAUACAAACAGUUUUUGCCAAAAAUGUCAUCAAUUGUUUGUGCUGAGCAAGUCCACCAGCCUGGUGACACAUAUGUUGCCCUUGCUUGUCUGCAAGCUGACAGUAUCAGAUAGUUACCCUCUCUCUCUAACAUGAAUAGUUACUCACAUCAAACAUUUUUUUCACAAGCUUAUAGCUGUGAUCUUUUUUAAUUAAGCAGGACUUUGCACAAUUUAUUUGAGAAUGAUGCUUUGACUCUGGCAGUGUUACAUUUUCAGGAUUUAUUUGGGGAUUUUUAGCCCUGAUAUGAAAGGAAAGUUUGAGAGCGAGUGAGAGGGAGCAUGAGGGGAAGGAAUGGGGAUGAUAUGCACCAGGUCUCUUCUAGUAUGACAGGCACUAAAGCCCCUCUACAUGAGGUGCCUGCUUCCCCUACCGAGCUGAGCCAGUGCUGCAUGCCCUGGCAGUGCUUACAUAGUCUGCAGUCAUGUCUGAAACCAUGAAGCCAAUGGGCGACGAAUAACUGUAUUCUCUUUUGUGGAGCUGUCUCAUCAACUGAUCUGCUGACAAUACAACAAAACAAAAUCCCCUGCCUGUGGAUUUUAGUUAUUUUUGAGCUAUUCAUGGUCUUUGCAUUUAAAACACAAGUAUGGACAUUAUCUUUUUGCAUUAUUCUUUAUUGCACUUAUCCCAAAGUAUCAUAUCAAGUUAUACAAUAUAAAGGGUACACACUAAAAAUCCUCCUUCAUGUCCCCUAUAAAACUACAGCCCUAAUUCUCCCAAACUGGGAUGUAGAGCACAUGUUGAAUAAAACGGACCUGGUUAGCCAGUCAUUGAAAUCCCAUCUUUAAGUCGAAGUAGGAGAAAGAAGUGGGGUAUUUUUCUUUUUUUGGUGAAAAAAACACGCUCAUUUAAAAUCUAAUACCAGCAACACAUUUCAAAAUAAAGUUGGGACAGUAACAACAACACACAAACAGAGUUUUACUAUGUGAGAAAAAGCAACAACAACACAUCACCAAACUAAUGAGGUAAAUCACCAACAUGUUAGUUACAAGAGUUUUUUUGUAGAUUUCAUCCCUUACUCUAGAUAACAUCAUUAAACGCUUCAGAGAGUCUGGAGGAAUCCUACUACAAAAAAGUAAAAGGCUGAAAACAAACACAAAGUUGUGGUGAUCCUCAGCCCUGAAUGUAGCGUUGUAUGAAAAGAAGGGGCAACUCACGAGUGAAAAUCAGAGCAUGGGCUCAAAUUAAUGUAAACAAACAUUAACUAUGAAAGCAGUUUAUCCACAAGUACAGGGUAAAAUUGAAACAUGCAAAGACACCACUGAACAUGAUCCAAAUAUCAAAGCCUUCUCUGUGCCUGUGAAGUCUCAAUCUGUGGACUUAGCCAGAGAAAAGUGUCCUGCAACCUGACCAAUCAAAUGACAGUGCUUUUGAAAAUCAUGGACUCGAUGUCCUCUGUCCUAAAGAGUAGAGUCCACAUAACAAGGGUAGCUUAUGAAUCUGGGAAGGCACAAUGAACACUGAACAAUAUGUGCAGGUUUCUGAGCAACAUGCUAAACAAUGACUUUUCUAGGGAAGGCCUUGCAUAUUUUUAGCAGGAUAAUGCCAAACCACAUUCUGCACACAUUACAGCAUGGCUCUGUAAUAGAAGAGACAAGGUGUUAAACUGGCCUGUCUGCAGUCCUGGCUUGUCACUGAAUAUAAACAUUUGGAGCAUCAUGACAAAAAAAAAGUAUGACAAAGAAGACCCUGAACUGUUGAGCAGCUGAAAUCCUCAGAAUGGGACAACAUUUCACUUUCAAAACUGCAGACACUGAUUUUUUUUUUUUUUUUUGAUUCCUUAACAUUUGCGCAGUUUUGGGUUGUAUAAUCCAGCCAAACCCGUUAUUAUUGUUUGAUAGAAGUUAGGAGCUUUCCCAAAGUCCAGUUUUUGUGAAUGUAAAUGACAGAAUGCAAGCACUCUGGAGAAGCAGGCAGAAGCACCUGUGUGAAAGCAAGAUAUAUUUUAGCAAGGAGGGGAAUGAUCUAGAACUACAAGGGAAAGUCUGAGGGCAUCUGAAGAAAAGAAUAUUUUUCAAGCAUGAGGGAAAAUGGAGAUCUCAAAGAGAGCAACAAAGAAGCAAUCUUUCAUAGACAUUUUCUUUCUUCACUUCAUUUGUCACAUAAAACAUACAAUUUAUUUUCAUAAGGCUGACAAACUUCCUAAACCUCAUUCUAAAACCUGUGCUCAAGUGAGUGGCUGCAGAGUCUGGUCUCUCUGAAUUUCUGUCUCUUUUGCUCUAUUUUUCCAUAUUUUUGUUGUGGUUUGUCAGCUGCUAAUGGAUAUUUCUAAGGAGUAAUAGAGUUUAUUCAAGAGAGGAGCUUCUUUCAUUGUGACUGAGAAAAUCUGGACAACAACAUCCAAGUCCAAUUCCAGCAAACAUUAGGAGGCUUUAUCAUGGUUGGACAUCUCCAAGUGUCCAAAGCUCAACAAAACUCUGUAGGACCAUAAAAUAUUUGAUCAAAAUCAAACAUUUCCUCCAGACACAACUGAAAAGCUUUCAAACAGGCACACCAACACACAAAUACAGAGAUAACACCAUGACUAAGACACAACUCUAAAAUCAUCUCACUGCAAUAAAUGCGAUUUUCUAUGGUAACCAUCUCUUUAAAUGAUAGACAGUAUAAAAUAGCGCAUGUCUAAAUAAUCUGAAAUUGACAGAAAAGUUACCACACUGAAAAUUCCCCACAUAGCAGAUGUAGAGUGUAUUUAGAUUCAGUGAGUUUCCAUGUCCUUUAUCCGUGCACACAGCUGGUGGUGUAUGGAGGGACUUUGUGUAGUUUUUACUGGGAGUUUAGAAAAGAAAAACUGAAUCAGAGUUUGCUAUUAGGGGAGUUUGUAUCAUUUGUUGAUUCAGUUCCAGACUGGACUGCUGAAAUGCACUUUAUUCUGGCAGCAGCAGGCAAAACACCCAAAAACUGCAGCUGUUCCAAAAUGCUGCUGCCAGGCUUUUAUUACAGGGCAAGAGAGGCAAGCACAGAGCAGCAGUCCUCGCUGCCUGUCGCUGGCUACCUGUGAGUUAAAACAUAUAGAGGUCUUACUGCCUGAUUUUAUCUUCUGAAAGGGUCAAAUUUUAGCUGCUGAGCUGCUUACUCUCUAUGAGCCUGACCACAUUCUGGGGUUCUCUCUUUGGGUUGUACAUCUUGACUGGUCACAAGAGGUCACCGAGUGUUUGCAGUUAGUCUCCACAACUGUGAAACUCUGCCUGCGGAUGUCAGGUGGACUCAGAGUCCUCUUAAAAAUCACUGCUUGGCUUUGCCUCCACUGUGCUUUACUUGAGUCUGUGGGCUCUAUUUUCGUGUAUGCCAGUGAGGCGGCGGAGGGUGGCGGACCCCGCACAGUUGUAUUUUUGUCUGGCGGAGCCCGGCGUACAGCCAGUUUGAUAUUUUCGUGGACUGAGGCGCACUGAGGCGAACCGAGAUCCACCAAGUUGGGCGUGGUGGCGUGGCAGGGGGAGGUGUCGACAGAAUCAGCGGGCGCAGUGACAUUUUCGUGCUCGCCAGUGGCAUGUAAAGUGCGCUGAAAGCUCGCCGAUUCAAACCUGGUCAGCUUUCGUUUUGUGAGCCAAAUUUAUUUUAUAUGCCAACAUCUAUGAAAGAAAGAGCCAGGCCACGGAGCACGAUGAGUCAUUUACGCACAGAUGGUUCCGAUUUUAAUGCCAUUUUUGGAGUUUAUGUUGUGAUCUCUGCGCACAACCCACCUUUGUCACAUGAGGUUUGAAUAUAUGAAACUUUAUGUGAGUGUCUCUAUUUGUGUAAAAGGGUGUCUGUCUUACCAGUGGGUCCAACAUUACACACACCAAAUCCAUCUGUGCUUAUAUGAGAAAGUGUGAAGGAUGCCCUCUGCAGUGGUUACAGUGACACUUGUUGAGGAGCUGCCUUCUGUCGCCAUUGUGUGGCAUUGCUGUCUUCAGACAUCUCUUGAUUUCUUUGACUACUUCACGAAAAUAGUAAUACGCCUCGCCGGUGGCGGAUUUAAAGGCAAGGAAAGGAGCUUAUGUGAUUGGUGAAAACAGGUCUCAGCCGUGUUAAACCCACUCCACGCCCUCUCUCCUCCCUCGCUACGACUUACGCCGCUGGGAGGAGCUGAGUUGGGGAGAGGGGAUACUUACGCCGGGCUUCGCUGCUAACCAAAAUACCAAAUUGUGCUUGGGAACGCCUUGUCGGCGCGGCGGACCUGACUUACACCGCGCCUGCGGCACGUCUCCGGCGAGGCACGAAAAUAGAGCCCUUUAACUCUGUUUGAUUAUUAAAGUACUGAACUUGACCCAUUUGUUAUCCACUCUAAGUAGUUAUUUGUUUGAAUUUUGGCUAACAACAACUUUUAACUGCCCUGCUUGUGAAGCUGUUUUUAAUGGAGCACUUUUAACUUGUUUUUAAACAUCUAAAUGAAUAAAAUUAUUAUAAUCAUCAUCUUUUUCUGAUUGGCCUGCUGACAGUGAGCAUUCGAUUCAAAUUAAUGGAGCAUUUGACCAAAAAUUUUAUUUAAAAAAAAUUUCAGCAGCAGCACUGAGAUGUAAAAAGCUGGAAAGCAGAUCUCCAGGAGUCCAAAUGUUAGGGCCCUAAGCGACAGUAAGAUGGAUAGUUUCUAUUUAAAAUGUGCUGUAAAUUCAGACAACUGUCUCAUCACUGCGACUGAUAUACCUUUGUCUCUUGUUGUUGUUUAUGUAAAGCUUUUGUCUCAGCUCUCUGUGAGAAACAGUUUCAUAUCGUGUGUGUUGUCUGAUGAUAAAGCAGUUGGCUUGAUAGGUUUGUUUCCACUGUGGCGACAGCUGUGGAAAUGUACACAUGGUGGAAUCCUACAGUGAGCUGAGUGUUAACAUGUGCACACAGGAGACCAAUCAUCUCAUGUACACAUAAGUUUCCCAAAGUACCGACUUCACAUCACUCUGGGAUAAGACUGUGUGUGUGUGUGUGUGUGUGUGUGUGUGUGUGUGUGUGUGUGUGUGUGUGUGUGUGUGUGUGUGUGUGUGUGUGUGUGUGUGUGUGUGUGUGUGUGUGUGUGUGAGUGUGUGUGUGUGUGUGUGUAAGAGUGUGAGAGUGUGUGAGUGUGUGUGUAAAAGAGAAUGAGUGCAAAUUUUGAAUGUGUCAGGUCGUUUUCUUUCCACAAUAACAGGAAAGCUGGUUAGCAUGAACUAAACUAUGUGGCACAGACACACAGACACACAGACACACACACACACACACACACACACACACACACACACACACACACACACAGACACACACACACACAUGUUCCGUCCCACAGUUGGACUGCAUCAUGCAGCUCACUUCCUCCUGUUCUGAUGAGUUCUACUGAUCUUUUUCUUUCCACCUGCAGUUGUGUAAAAGUGAUGCUUUUGCAUGUCACUGACAGUGCAGGACAGGAGAAGUAGGUUCAUUUCACUAAUCCAGCCAUUUACAGAAGCAUACAGGGAGUCAUAUUAGGGGUCCUAAGGGUUGUAUGUGAGCACACACCUGGUAGCCUUCAGCAGCCUGAGGCUUUUUAGGAUGAAAUGCACACUCAGCACACAGCAGAGAUCACUGCUCCUCUCAGCUCAGCAGUGAUUGUUUCUAAGUUUUUCUCUGAUCUGCACAGAUGAAAGAUUUUAAAUAACACAUUUCUUUAAAAAAAAAGUAGUAAAAAUCUGCGUUAAUAUUAACUUCAUAUCUUGAAAACAAAAAGGCUGCCUAGACUUUUUGAGACCCAGAAAAUGAUGAAAUGUUAAAAGUUGUCUGUUCUUUCUCAGGCACUCCUGGUCAACAACAAUGAGUGAAAUGUUCCCAGAAAUGAUGUCUGGCUCCUCCUCGUUCUCCAUCAUCUUUUUCUAUUACUAUCGCUAUUACUAUGUGUAGGAGCCGCAAGGUAAAGGUUUGUGGUUAUGCUCUUGAUUUGUUUUUGGUAUUUUGUUGUGAUUGGUGGCAGUGAUUUGUGGAAUCCGGGUCACGGGAAUAGGGGCGGUGUCACUCAGUUGAUUUAAGCACCUGGUCACCUGUGUUCACCAGGGGAAGAGGUUUUGAGUGGGUCGCCGUAUUUUUUGUUGACCGCAUGUACACAUACUCUUUAAGUCCAGUGAUCGCUGUUUCUUCAGUUGGUAUCGUUUUGUUGAUUGUUUCUUUAGUAUUAAAGCACGUUUUUUCCUAAUCGAUUCCCGUCUCAGCUGAUCCAUUGACAAAGCGCGUCAGACAAUUAGACUCGGCCCGUAUCUCAUCCUCUAAGUGACAUCCUGGUCUCUGAGGUCGCUAUACUAUGGGUCUGGCAGUAGAGUAUGUGAGGUACAGUGCACAAAAGUUCAUCUGAAUUCUUAAAUAAUGUAUGUGAAGAAAAUCCUCCAUAAAUAUCUGUAUGGAGAGCUAGUGUUGUAAAAAUCUACCUUUUUAGUCAACUCUGUCAUGAGCAUUUUUGAUAACAAAUACGUUUGUACAAUACAAUGUUGUUUAGCAGGUGCUUUUAUCCAAAGCAAAGUACCUUCAGGAACAAUCAGUUUCCUUCACACACCACUGUGGUACAGCCAGCAGGAGCAGGCGGGAUCAAAUGUCUUGCCCAAGGAUACUUCAUCACACGAGCAGCUCUGGAAUUGAACCCCCAACCUCUCUGAUUGAGAGUCAACUGACUUCACCAACUAAGCGACAGCUUUGGUGAGAACCUCUGUGUCUGAUGCAUCAAGUCAGUCUUGAGUUGGAGAGGUACAUAAAGUCAGGAAGCUGGCGUCAGUCUUUUCACUUUCACAGUACCACAGUAAAGGUCGAGGAAUGGAGAGUGACCCUGACCUGGGAGGAGCCGUGCUCCAUUCUUGGAACAGCUUGUGAAACUGUGAUUGUGAAGUGAGGGCAGAAGGCUCUGACUGUACCUGUAUUAGUGCUGGACGAUAAUUCGAUAACAAUAUAUAUCGAUCGAUAGACGUGUGGUGCGAUAGAAAAAAAUGGGUCGAUAAAAAGUUCGAUAGAAUAACACAGUUUCCCUUUCUUUUUCAUCAUAGCCUAUCAUGUAGCUUUUACUAUAGUCAUUACUUCCUCCCAACCAAUCACAAACGCAGACCCAGGUACACUACGGCACCAAGCCCAGCCCUUACCAAACCACAACAGACAGCACGUGUAUUAGAAAAAAUGUUACAGCAAGGAGAAGUGGAGGACAUUGUCCCAAAAAACGGUUUCAGUAGUUCACCAGCAUGGCAAUUUUUUGGUUUUUAGAAGUCUGACAAAAAGCAAACAGCUGUCGUUUGCAAUAUUUGCAGAGAAUUAGUAAAAACCAAGUCUGGUAACACAACCAACUUGUUUUACCAUCUAAACCAGUCGCGGUGCGGCCGACGACGAGCUGUGUUGGCCGCGCCGCGGCUCCACGUCGUCAUCGGAGGAAUCCUCUGGAACCGCUGCCAGCACCAGCACAAAGCAAGUGAAGCAGACCAAACUGGACUUCGUUUCUUGCCAAAAAUACGACAAAGCGUCCAAGCGGCAUAAGGACAUCACCCAUGCAGUAACAUGCUUCAUAGCGAGGGACAUACUGCCAAUAACUACCGUUGAAAAGCCUGGCUGGCAUCCCGUCCACUCAUUAGCUUCUCAAAGUGGAAGAAAAUGAGCUCAUAUUUUACAAUGACGCGAGUAUUUGGAUCAUGACUACUAGCGCGGGGGGGGGGGGGGGGCAUUCGGCAGGGGUGCAAUCUACGACACAACACCGGCGUGGAUAAGUCCUGCUUCUCGUGCUCAGUUUGCGUAUCAAGUCAAUCACAUGAUAAUUAAAAAAAAUAAAUCUCCCGACCCCGGGAGAAAUAUUUCAGUGUUCAGACACCAGGCACAGUUACAACUGGUAGUUUGCUAUUCCCACCUAAAGCUAUUCUGUUUAUUUAUAUAUUUGUUUGUUUUAUUUAUUUUCAUCAAAAGACUAUUUAAAUAUUUAUUUAUCAGAUUUUCUGGUCACUUUAGUCUUUAUGUUUUUCAGUAUUUACUGAUGUCACUCAGGCCACUUGAGUUGAUUUCUUUUUUUUUUUAAGUUCUUUUUUAAAAAACUUUCAGUUGUGGUAAAAAAAAAAAGGUGGUUGAAUAAAGGUUUGAAUUUGAAUUCAGUGCUUGUGUGUUCUUUAUUAAAAGUAGGUCAUUGAGCAAUAGCACAAAACAUCCAGGGCUGCAAUUAAAAUAUAUGUUAAAUAAUUAUAAUUAUAUCGAUAAUUAUCGAUAUCGAUCAAUAUGAUUUAUUUUUUAUUGAUAUGCUUUUUUUCUAUAUCGUCCAGGCCUAACCUGUAUUGGAUGUAGGGCACAAAUAUGCCUUUGUUGGUAUAAAGGGGUCUGACCUGCCUAUGGUGUCAAACUCAAAUACUGAAUCUUACUUGUGUGUACUGUUGCUGAUGACUUCUGAGUCAUGUUUUCUCUUUGUUUGGUUCUUUAAACUAUUUGAAAAUGGAAUAUAUUGAAGUGUGUCAUUUUUGGUUUUUAUUCACAGAAUGUCCACCUUUAGAGGACCUCAAGUUUGGACCUUUAGAUUCCUAUAAGCUUGGACAGUAACAUGCCUAGUCAUUUGAGCACUAUGAGAAGGUUUUUUAGUCACUGAAAAACAUUAUAGAAAAAAACAACACUUUAAUCUUUCAAUAGUUAAAAUUGUCAAACAAUGUGUUUUUAUGUUCUGUGACUUGUAUUGUACUCUCAACAAACUUUACCAUACUAUUAGAACAUUUUUAUUUGUGUUCACUGCUGGAUUGUUGUGGGAGUGACACCCCUCCCCCCGGGAUUUGUGCCUAUGGAUCCAACCUUUUGUUCCAGUAGCCCUAACUGGACUCUCCAUAGUUUCUAGAUGUUGGAUCUGUCUUUCAAACUUGUGUUGGCCCAGAGAGUUUCAUUAAAACCUUAUAAACCUUUGUAAACUUGAGACUGGACUUAAUCAAAUAUCAUGCAAAUUCCUGCUCUGCUUGGUGUGAAGCAUUUAUGUUAGUAAAGCAUACACAAGAGCAUACCACCACUAAUCAUUGAGUGAACUUUUGUUCUCACAAAAAUCACUUCAACACAGUAAAUGUACUGAGAGAGGGGAAAAGACUCCAUUGUUAGAGAUCUGGGCACAGGAACAAGGUGUUGCAACAUCUUCUACCAUAGCCUGCCAAAAAAAAGAGAGGUAUGGAAAAACAAAUCAAACUGUGCAGGUGUUGCAGCAGAGUCUGAACAAAGAGAAAUGUUCUGCAUGAGUAUUUGACACACAGAAGAAGGCAUACAGGACAGAAAGGGUGCGGUGCUGAGGGGAGAUAAGUUCAAUAGUUAGCUAAAAGUGUUAUCAUGUCUGUCCAUAGACAUCAUUUUGGGUGUGUUUGAUGUUCAGACGGGCUGCAGGGUGGUGCCUGACACGCAGCUUGUAAAGUAUGUGGGGACUGAUAGAAGAGCCUGAGCAGUUAUGAGCAUGCUUUGAAAAAUCAUAGCUUUAGUAUGGAAAAUCCUUUUGCAGAGACAGCAGCUGACUUUGAAUGAUCAUAAGUAGUUUCCAAAGUGGAGGCUUAGAUUUCCAGUCAGGGCUCCAAUAUAAACCUGUGGAUCAGUUUGUCAUGCAAUCAAUGCUGGUACAAACAGUUGGAUACGUUAUGCCUGGGCUGUAAAAAAAAGAAUAUGCCACAAUAAAACACUGAAUUGUAAACAUUGUUAGGAGAGGAGAGUGAGAUGACAAAGCAUCUACCCAUUCAGAGGUAACAACACUAACCAAGAGGAGUACAGAUACAUCAAAAGAGUGUCAUCACAAGAAUGCCACCAUUAAGUGGCUUCAAAAACUUAGUGCUCAAUAAAUAAUGGAGUAAGAGUCUUGCCUUCCUUUGCGGUCACUGAAAUGUUUCAGUCUGGAGAUUUAUUCUGGUUUUUGUUGACAUUUGCUCAGACUGUGUGGAAGAGCUUUUGCACGGACCACUAUAAAAAUAGAAAUAGUGACAGGUGAAGACGAUUCAUAGGUCAUGGCAAGGAUUUUUAGGGCAAUCAGAGACACAGCUUGGAUCUCUUGCAAAAAUAUAUUUAUGUAUUUAAAGUAAAUUGAAAUCUGCCAAAAUAUGUUGCAAAGUAUAUUUCCGAAAGAUCGACCUCAAAUCUUAAUCACAUACUGUUAUCCUGUGCUAUAAUGACACUUUCAAAUUACGGAAACAUACCACACAAAAAAAUGUUGCUCUAAAACACACUUGUAGUAUAAAUUAAGUGUGUAAACAAAUCAAGCAUGCAGAGACUGUAAGAAAUAAUAUCAGCUCUUUACAACUUGAAUUACAUACAAAUCAAGUGUGCAGAAAUUUUACAGGUAAGAAACACAGAUCGAGGUAGGCAUGCAAUUAAAACCUAAAAUUUGUCAGAGGAUAUUGAUGUGUAUCUAGUUAGCUAUAAUAAGAUGAUGAGAAAUAAAGCAUGUGACUUUUGAUUCUGUGCAAGUCAGGCUGCUCAACAUGACUGACAAAAAGAGUGAAAUUCAGGAUUUAUUUGCAAGGCCAAUCCUGCAAGGAGCAGAAAUUUGCAAACACAAAUAAGUUAAUCAGGCCUGCAAAAGCUGAAUGAUUUACACAGUGUGUCAAAAGUUAGAAUCAAGCAUGAAAGGACCCAGCAAUUGAUUUUUGUGAAAAACAGUCAAAGAUUUGGGUGGAUUCAUAGUAAAAAGGUUGAAUAGAACUCAUGGUAAAGUGUGAUUACUCCAUCGAUAAAGCACAGAAAACUUGAGAUUUCAGACUUAAUGAUUCUGGAGAUCAAUGCAUGUUAAACUUGAGCAUAUGCAGACCAUUUUAAGAUAUUUAUUCCAUUCCACACAAAUAGAAGUAGUCAACUGUGCUAUCAGCUGACAAGGACAGGGACAGGGACGUCAAUACUUGUCAAUAUUGACUGACUUUACAGUUUGCAUCCUUCAGGUAUAGCAUCCAGUGUCAUGUUUAAACUUUCUCUGUUGCAUAUUCCACACAUCUGCCUGACUUUAAGCAAACCAGGGCAAGCCCAGUGUUUGUGUGGAUGUGGGUAAAGUUAGUAAUCUUUCAAUAUAAGAGAUAUGAAUAGAAGUAUUUGACCUGAAAUCACUGAAGACCCAUGGAGCCCCGAUUUCAUGUGGUAGACUCAUGGUUGUCAGUUCUUGAGUCAUAUUUCUGGUGCUUUUCCAUUCACCAUGCUCUGGAAAAGUCUAAAGGCUGAGCCAUUAUCAAAAGUCACUGUGCCCUCUUAAAAAUAUAAACGCUUGUGAAGCUGUGUGCAAACUGGGCACUCAGUCUGGUGCAGGCUGCAGAAAGGUUGGAUUAAUUUUGUGUCCAAUUCUCUGUUGAAAAGGCACUAAGAUUUAGAUAACCAAGACCUGCAUGUAUGAGAACCUACACAGCCAUAUUCAUUUUGUGAUCAUGCAUGGGUGUGUUUUGGCAUAACAUGAAUCAAACCAGUCAAUGAGUAAGCUCUCCUCUCCCUCGAUAGCCAGGUUUGUAGGGCCCUAGGAUUUUCAUGAUGUGACCAGCAUAGACAGGAUCACAGAAUAUGGCAUUAAUAGAGGAAUCAAUCCUGAACAUUUGAUGUAAUGCAGAGAUGACAAAAAAAAUAAAAAUAAGGUGAUAAGAUAAAAGUUUGUGAAAUAAAAAUGAAUCAAAGAACAAAGCACACUUACUCAAACAACUAAUCUUUUAAUAGAUAAAUUAUAUAAGCUAGAAUGAAGAGAGAUUUUUAAAAUAGAUUAUUCAUAUUUUUGUUUGAAUAUUUGAUUGAAAUUUUAUUGACAUGGAUCAAUUUUGCUGUGGGCACAAUGAUAAGGGCACCGGUAGUUAUGCUUGAGGGAUUUAGGAUAUAAAAAAAAAUCUCCCUGUGUUUGAUGGCGUGUGAGUGAGUGUACAUCAGGUUUGACGUGCAUGAUGAAGAGCUUGGUGCUAGUCUUAGAAUGGAAUACAAUAGAAUACAAUAGAAUACAAUAGAAUUCAACUUGUCAUUGCACAUGUCACAAGUACAGAGCAACGAAAUGCAGUUUGCAUCCAUCCAUAAGUGCUUAGUAAGUACAAAUAUAUUUACAAAUUUACACGGUAUGAAGGAGAUAUAUACAUUAGUAUAUAACGGGUAUAUAACAUUGUUAUGAAUAUACUAUAACUGUAAGUAUGCACAGGCUAUAGUAGUGUAUAUACAGGCUAUGAACAGAUUAUACAUAUGGUUAUAAAUAUGAAGGCUAUAAACAGACUAUGAAUAUAAGUAUAUGAUGGAAAAAUUAUGCAGUUUGCAAUAUUGGAUGUAUUUACAGUAGUGCAAAUGAGGUUUGAAAGGUUUUAAGUUGGUUUACAGAUAUAAAGUGCAGGUAACUGUAGAUUUAUUGUAAUUGGUUGUGAGUGGUUGUGAGUGUUUGUUCAGUCAAAGAGUGUUAAUGUGGUUCAGAGGUCAGGAGGCAGAGUUCGGGAGUGUGACAGCUGUGGGGAAGAAGCUGUUCUGGUACCUGGUGGUCUUAGUCCGAAGGCUCCUGUAACGCCUCCCAGAGGGUAGGAGGGUUAAGAGUCCAUGUGCUGGGUGACUGAAGUCUUUGACGAUCUUCAAUCAUCAAAUCAUUCAAUCGUCUUGUGCUUGAGCUCAAGACUGGGGUGGAGCAGGCUUGUGGGAAGGUAGUGCUGAUGGUAUCCUCUGGCAUUCCUUGUUUGGCCCCAAAGUAAAAGCAGUACUCUGAUGUAGGGAUACGAAAAUUCACAGGGUUUCCAUUAAGGCAAGAAACUGAAGCUUAAAGAGCCAGAGGGUUUAAUCACUGUCAUGAUUACAGUCAAUAUAUCAAGAAUGGGACUGUCAUGGUGCAGGUUCACCCAAACCCUUUUGAGCUUGACUUUCUCCCUAUAAGGAAAAGGGCCAAGAGAACUAGUCAGCCAACAGUCAACACAAUACAACACAGUCCAGCCAGACCUCACUACCAUAGGCCAGAGCUGGGCAUGCUCAUCCUGAGAAUCAGCAGCAGAGGAGGGCUCAUUAUCCUUAGGACUGAGAUGAGAAAGUAGCACAUCACAGCUCUUCAUCCUUCAGACCAACAGAGACAGAAGAUAGACAGUUCUUGAGUUAUACACAGGUAGAGGGAAGAGCAGCUCAUUCACCACCAGCUGAGUCUCUGGACACUAUUCCCGCACAGAUAUCCAACAGAUGCUCAGCUUGCUGUGCUAUCAGCUGACAGGGAGGGUACUGUAGCAGAUGGAUCGUAAACUCUUUUUACAGCUUUUUUUUUUCAUUUUUUUUUUCAUUUCCCAGCUUUCCAAGCCUUUAUUAGAAAAAAACAGGACAGUGAAUAGAGCAGGAAACAGGGGGAGAGUGGGAAACUGCAUGCAGGAAGUGAGCCGCAGGUAGGAUUGACUGCAGGCCUGUAUGCUUAAACCAAUAGGACAGUGGUGCCUCUUCUCUUUUUUUUUCUUUUUUACAGUUUUAAAAAGCAUAUAGUAAUUACAGUAAUAGCCACACAUACAUUUUGAUGCCAAAUUUAGAGAAGACGCCCAGGUAAGGGUCAUAAAUAAUCCAAAAAAGAAGUGAACCAUUAAUGUUGUUACCAAAGUUGAGUUACCAAAACAAUGAAAAACUCAGCGAAGCUUUAAACUAAAUUUAUUUGGAUCCAAUAAAUAAAAUCCACCUUAUCUCUUGAAAGAGUUAAAUUGCUUACAUAACUCUGUUGCACCUCGACAGCCACUGUUGCCAUAGUCACAGGAGAGAUUGGUGAGGAAGUUUUUUUCUAUAAUCUCACCUCUCAAGAACCUCAUUCUACAGACUGAACCUUUAAAACAGACACACCUGGCUGUAGAAGACCAGCUGUGUCAGCACCAUCUACACAGAGAGAUUGAAACAAAGAAAACUUCCCUCUAAGGUUCAUAUUCUUCACUAUUCAAGUUCUUCACUAUUAUUAAAUGAAGGCCUAAAGCAGUACAUUUUGAAUCACUCCCUAAUCGCUGCAAAGAAACGGGAAAAUUAGUCUGAUCCUGUCACAGCCUGAGAGAAAACCAGCUGAACACCUGUUAGUCAUAGUCAGUCUCCCUCAGUUUCCUCAUCAUAGAAUUUAAAUUGUGGUUUUUCAGGGCUGGGUUUGUUUGGUUAGUAUUGUGCAACAGAUUACACCAGACUUAACUUAGACAAGGGAAUCUUAAUAAAUGACUUCAACAAGGGAGUACAGUUGGGUGGACACUUUACAAUACACUUUGUAGUUACUGAAUCCAUGUCCUGGAUUACUGCUCACACUCAACAACUGCUGUAGCGCUGUGGGAAAUAUUAUAUCAGUUCAUAAACCUGUUUUCAAGUCCUACUCAGCAACAAAAACUUUACUCUUGAAUUAUGAUCAGAUCUUUCUUUAAGUGAAAAUUUAGGGGAAAAUGAAUAAAGUCAUGAUGAAAACUUAAUCUUAAAAUAAACAAGCAGUCAGAUUGGAGACCUCAUGUCAAUUGUCUGAUUCCUCCAGAGUCCAGACAGACAGGUAUACCAUGUUUUAAACUUUAAACUUAAAGAACUGGAGAAAAUAUCAGCUUGUGUGUUUAGCUCCCACUCUUUGUUCCACUUGUUUCCUUUUAAGACAGUAAGUCAUCAUAAAAUAAUUCAUGGAGCACAGUACAUAAAGACCAAGAGAGCACAGUUGCUACAGAUGGUGACUUUAAAAAACUGGGCAGUGGCAAAUCUUCCAGUGAGUGGCAUAGAGUUGUGAGUGCCAACACUAAGAAGUCGACCUGCCAACAAGUUGCUAUAUUACUGGUUCAGAUUUGAAUUACAGUGAUCUGUCAAAUGCUGUAGAGAUGGUGCCAAAUCUGGACAUCAUAGACGGGAAGGCAAAAAAGAAGUGUACCAUAACCAUGAGGUGUAACUGUGCUUAUAAAGGAAUAGAGUAAAUAAAUAACAGAAUAUGUGACGUAUGACUUUGUGGGAUUUGUGUUAUAAGACCUGGUUACCCAACUGGGCAGCAGCAGGAAUGUGCAAACCACUUUACCUGGUCCAUGUGGACUGUAUGCAGACUGUAUUUAUUCAUUUCAGUUAUUAGGAUGUGUCUUUGAAUAUAGGGUGCUCAGGAUGGUUGCAUCCUGAUAUAAUAGGUCUCAGGUCUGGACCUAGGCAAGCAAAAAACUCAGAUACCUUAGAUGGCUUUUCUCUGUCCGUUAGCUAGUUUGAUUUUAUGUAGCUGUGCAUGAUAUGAAAAUGCUUGUCAAGCUUGUCUAGAUUUAUUGUUUCAAAUUCUUUUCAAAUGUAGUUCAGAGGUUAAGUUACUUAGGCCACUUUAUGUGUUAACAUACUUCCCACACACAAAUGCACAUAAGUGAAAAUGUGGCAAAUACUGUUUUUCUAUGGCAGUGUGACUGGAAUAGUAUGCAUGUAUCCUGGGAUAAAAGCAUAUCAGGUGGUGUAAAUCUGACAUCGACUGCUGUCUAACUCAGUGUUCAGUAACUUUCAGCAGCUCUUGGUCCUGUCUCAUUCUAAAACUGUUUACAAGUGAGCAAAGCACACCAAGAAAACAUUAUUCCUUCUUGUUUGAAACUGGCUGAAGUCCCAAAAAGUGACUCUAGUUCUGCACCACUUUCCUUCAGUCUUUGGUUCCUCUGAAUUCAGAGCCCCACCCCCGCAGGUAGUAAGUCCCCGGGCAUUGACUCAGUACCUAUCUGCAAAGGAUCAGAGUCUCAUGAUUACAGGAUACCUGUAACUAAUAAAUAAAGAUCUUAUUAUGAUAAGAGUCUAGUCUAGAAAGAUUUCAUGCUUCGUAGACAAAGGGUCAAAAUGAAUUUUUUGUUGCAGGCAGUUUUUCAUUUUCCAUCAAUUGUUGGGUAUAUUCAAAAUAAAUGCAUAAAUGAUUUUGCAUACCACUCCUGCUUUUCAAACACAUAUCUCACAUGAUAUCUAAUAAUGAGGUGAUUAAGUAUUAAUUUGAUUAUAUUGCACAUUGUGUUAUAUGUUAACAGUUAACAGUUUUAAAUGUAUUUUCAUUUUACUAAAGUAACUUGUUUGAGUCUGAAUGUAUAUUGACAAUAAGGGCAGUUGAUAUACUUUCAUAAAAAGUACUCUCUCUCUCUCUCUCCUGCAUAUUUACCUAACAAUCUUUCUUUAAAUUACAAUUUUGUUUCAGUUUAUUUGCAUAUCUACAGAGAUGUGACCUAGUAGCUGAAAAGGUGCAUUGUUAAUUGAUAAUUAGGUAAUCCUUACCAGGCAGUAGACUGGAGUGUUUAUCAUCUCAUUCAUGUUUAUUUACAUUUGAUUAAAGUGCUCUUUCUAUUGUAAACAAGACUUAAGUGGGUGCAUAGGGGCCUUUUAAGCAGUAUUGAAUGUUACUUAUAAUUAUAAUAAUUUAUAUACAGUUAUAAUAGUUUUGAUAAACAUCUCAUAAAAUUCUGAAAAGUGUAAAUACUUUUAUUAGAGCUAAGUUUUCAUUAAUAUUUUACAAGCUUAUAAUAAAAACAUUAAUAUAUCUUCAAUCAACCCUUAUGAAAUCUAGUUAAUGUAAACAAACAUCAUAUUGAUGUUUAAGUCCACAUUUUAAAAGAUAAGCAAGUUUCCAAUAAGAGCCUAAAAGUGUACUUCAUUAGCAAUACAUGGGUUAAUUAAGUGGAAAUGCUGAUUAAGCAUUUCUACUUGUUAUGCCUGUUGGCCAUUUUACUUUAUUAUUAUUAUUAUUGAGUGGGAUUGUGAAGCAUUCCCACUAUAUGUUAUUCAUAUCUUUAUUAUUAUUCCACAUUCUACCAUUUUUUGUGCCUUAACUACUUAACACAUACUUCUGCAUAUUCAAAUCAUUCAAAUGUCAAAAUAUUCAUCUCAUUGAGAAGAUUCAGGGGUGUAUUCAGAUUUUUUUCAAACAUUCAUAAUUUCCAAGUUAUUCACGGUUUUCCAACCAAUUUUUCCUACUAGAAAUGCACUACGCACCGUUCAAAACGGCCCCUUUUCCCACAUUUGUUCACACAACUUUAAAAGCCUUCAACUGUCAGAGGUGUGGAUGUAGGACCCAAGUGCAGCACAACAGCAGGUACUUGUUUAGAAGCUACUUUUAUUGCAACAGAUCACAGCAACAGGAAACUGAAGAUACUGGGAUUGAUUUAGCAGUCUCUGUAGAAUCUCCAAGUCCAACAGAAAACAGAUCCACAGGAAACAGAUCCAACAGGCAGAAAGGUGAGUGUACACAGAAAACACACUACACCUGAGAGUCUUUGUGAAGUGCAGCAGCACUGUCGAGGGGCAGGCUGAGCUCGUGGUCGAAGCGGAGGCAAUGUCGAAUCCAGGCAGACAAUCAGCGGGGCAGACUAAUUCCAGAGGGAUCAGACAGAAGGAUAGUCGUGGACAGGCAGUAGGUCAGGAAGCCAGCAACACAGCAAAACCUGAAGUUCUCACCAGAGCGAAGAAACUUGACAGGGGAUCCAAGGGCUGAGACGAUAAGACGUGGUCAGGGACAGGCAGGAGUCGAAACCAAGAAGUCAAUCCAAGCAACAGCAGGAGGUGGCCUAGUACUCCUCUGAACCUGACCAGUCCAUGCCCUCCAUAGGCAAUUCAGCAGGAUCAGAAUUGGUGGAGUUCUCAUCACCGGAACAGUCCUCCUCAGGAGAGGCUGGUAAAACUGAGGAGCAGGCUGUCGAAAGAGGGUCCCUUGGUGGAUUGGAAGCGUUGGAGGGCUGGGAAGGAUGCUGAUGAUGAAAGUUGGCAAUGAGGUCUAGGUCGAGGAUGUGGCGAGAAGGGACCCAGGACCUUUCCUCUGGACCAUAGCCCUCCCAGUCAACCAGGUACUGGAGACCCCUCCCAUGACGACGGGACCGGACGCCUAACGGAGUAGGUAAAGCCCCCAUCAAUAAAGCGAGGAGGAGGAGGAGGCGGGACCACAGAUGAAAGUGGACUCUCAUGAACUGGCUUGAUCCUGGAGACAUGGAAGGUCGGAUGAACUCACAUGGUGCGUGGGAGUUUCAGUCUUACUGCUGUAGGACUGAUGAUCUGCUCAAUAGUGAAUGGGCCGAUGAACUUAGGGGCCAACUUCUUCGACUCUACCCUGAGAGGUAAGUCCCUAGCAGAGAGCCACACCUUCUGGCCCACCUGGUAGUCAGGAGCUGGGGAACGUCGCUGGUUGGCUGCCCUGGCGUAGCGACCCACGGAGCGCUGGAUGGUGGAGCGAGCUCCGUCCCAGGUCCGACGGCAGCGGCGAACAAAGGCUUGAACAGACGGGCAGGUAACCUCAUUCUCUUGAGCAGGGAACAGUGGAGGCUGGUAACCAUAGACGCACUGGAAGGGGGAGAGGCCUGUGGAAGAGCUGGUGAGGGAAUUAUGGGCAUACUCCACCCACAAGAGUUGUUGAGACCAGGAGGAAGGGUUCUGGGAUUCCAGGCAGCGCAGAGCUGUCUCCAUCUCCUGAUUCAUGUGCUCUGUCUGCCCGUUGGACUGGGGGUGGAACCCAGAGGAAAGGCUGGCUGUGGCUCCCAUCAGGCUGCAGAACUCUUUCCAGAAGACCAAGGCGAAUUGGGGACCCCGGUCAGACACCACAUCUACUGGGAGACCAUGCAGGCGGAAAACAUGAACCAGAACUAGCUUGGCAGUCUCCUUAGCAGACGGCAACUUGGGAAUGGGAAUGAAGAGGGCCAUUUUACUAAAGCGGUCCACCACGGUGAGGAUGACUGUGUUACCAUCAAAGGGAGGGAGACCAGUAACGAAGUCUAGGGAGAUAUGGGACCAGGGUCGAUGUGGUAUUUGGAGUGGUUGAAGGAAUCCUGCGGGGGCUUGACGGGAGGUCUUUUGCUGGUUACACGUGGGACAAGCCUUGAUGAAGUUGCGGGUAUCUACCUCCAGGGUGGGCCACCAGGAGCGCCGGCGUAGAAAAUCCUGUGUAUGCCUGGAACCUGGGUGACAGGUAAGCUUGAAGGAGUGGGCCCACUGCAGCACAUCUGACCUCAGUGCUUCUGGAACAUAGAGGCAGUUUGGGGGACAGGCGCUGGGACCUGGCUGUCCCUCGGUGGCAGUUCUCCCCCUCUCCUCUAUGUCCCAGGACAGAGUGGCAACAACACAGGAGGGGGGAAGGAUGGUAACAGGGGUUUCGGCAGAGCCCUCUUUCUUCUGGAACUGCCGGGACAGGGCAUCUGCCUUAGUGUUGCGAGAACCAGGGCGGUAGGAGAGGAUGAAAUUGAACCUUGUGAAGAACAGAGACCAGCGGGCCUGACGGGAAUUAAGUCUCUUGGCUGUGUGAAGGUACUCAAGGUUCUUGUGAUCAGUCCAAAUCAGGAAUGGCUCCUUUGUGCCCUCCAGCCAGUGCCGCCACUCCUCUAGGGCCUCCUUCACCGCUAGUAGUUCUCUGUUGCCAAUGUCAUAGUUUUUCUCAGCUGAAGACAAGCGUCGAGAAAAGAAAGCACAGGGGUGGAGCUUCUGGUCAGCCGCUGAUCUUUGAGAGAGGACAGCUCCAAGCCCCACAUCCGAGGCUUCCACCUCUACCACGAAUUGCUGAUCUGAAUCUGGUACUUGAAGGAUGGGUGCUGAGGUGAACUUUGAUCUUAGAUUCUUGUAAGCCUCAUCAGCAGCAGAAUUCCAUCUGUAUGGCACUUUGGAGCUGGUAAGGGCAGUGAGGGGAGCAGCAACAGAACUGUAAUUCCAGAUGAAAUGGCGGUAGAAGUUUGCAAAACCAAGGAAACGCUGCAACUGUUUGCGGGAGUCAGGAACAGGCCAGGAAGUGACAGCUGAGACCUUUGCUGGGUCCAUCUGGAUGCUAUUUUUUGCCACAAUGAAACCCAGGAAGGAGACAGAUGGGGCAUGGAACUCACACUUUUCUGCUUUGACGAACAGGGAGUUUUUGAGGAGCCGUUGGAGCACUGCCCGGACGUGGUAGAUAUGCUCACUCAGGGUCUUGGAGAAGAUCAGGAUGCAAUCGAGGUAAACAAAGACGCAGCGGUUGAGCAUGUCUCGAAGAACGUCAUUGACCAGGGCUUGGAAGACAGCGGGGGCAUUGGUGAGGCCGAAGGGCAUUACCAGGUACUCGUAGUGCCCAGAUGGAGUGUUGAAGGCUGUCUUCCAUUCGUCUCCCUCUCUGAUGCGGACCAGAUGGUAGGCAUUGCGAAGGUCAAGCUUGGUAAAGACUGUGGCCCCCUGAAGCAGUUCAAAGGCAAAAGAGAUGAGAGGCAGGGGAUAGCGGUUCUUUAUGGUAAUAUCGUUCAGUCCUCGGUAAUCGAUGCAGGGCCUCAAGGUAGUAUCCUUCUUCUCGACAAAGAAGAAGCCCGCCCCAGCAGGAGAGGAGGAGGGACGUAUUAUGCCUGCUGCCAGAGAGUCUUUAAUAUACACAUCCAUGGCCUCUUUUUCAGGUGCAGACAGGGAGUACAGGCGACCCUUGGGCGGAGAUGUGCCAGGCAGGAGGUCAAUGGUGCAAUCAUAAGGCCGAUGAGGGGGCAGUGACGUGGCUUUGGCCUUGCUGAAGACUGCUCUGAGGCGAAGGUACGGGCUGAAGGGAAAACAACAAUGAACAGUUUAUCAGGAAAGGGCCACAAGUCUCUGGACAGCCAUCAUAACGUUCUGGAACUCCCACACGGGGCUCAGGUGCAUCACAGGACAGAGGAGCGGCUGCAGCUGGAGCUGGAGCUGGGGCUGUUGGUAAGGACUGGGUAGCAGCCGACGAAGUGAUAAAGUCCGUUAGUUGUUGUAAUUUAGUAGCUAAUGUAGAGAGGGUCUGCUCAUUAGCCUGGGCUGUUUGUCUGGCAUCUGAGGCUGCAGCAGACAAAAUGGUCUCAUGCUGCUGCAACACACUCUCAAUCCUGGUCAGACGGUCCAAGGGUGAUGGGUUGCCUGCUGGGUCCAUUUCUGGCCAGAUUGUACUGUCAGAGGUGUGGAUGUAGGACCCAAGUGCAGCACAACAGCAGGUACUUGUUUAGAAGCUACUUUUAUUGCAACAGAUCACAGCAACAGGAAACUGAAGAUACUGGGAUUGAUUUAGCAGUCUCUGUAGAAUCUCCAAGUCCAACAGAAAACAGAUCCACAGGAAACAGAUCCAACAGGCAGAAAGGUGAGUGUACACAGAAACACACUACACCUGAGAGUCUUUGUGAAGUGCAGCAGCACUGUCGAGGGGCAGGCUGAGCUCGUGGUCGAAGCGGAGGCAAUGUCGAAUCCAGGCAGACAAUCAGCGGGGCAGACUAAUUCCAGAGGGAUCAGACAGAAGGAUAGUCGUGGACAGGCAGUAGGUCGGGAAGCCAGCAACACAGCAAAACCUGAAGUUCUCACCAGAGCGAAGAAACUUGACAGGGGAUCCAAGGGCUGAGACGAUAAGACGUGGUCAGGGACAGGCAGGAGUCGAAACCAAGAAGUCAAUCCAAGAGAUAAUGCUGGAGAGUCGUGCAUGCUGCAAAGACAAUCUGGCACUGACUGAGGGACACAGAGUGACUUAAAUGCUGGCUGGCUAAUCAGCAGUGAGGAGCUGCAGCUUGUCACUCACAGGUGUGGGGAAUCAGUGCUGAUGAGGAGGUGUGGCAGGGGUGAGGUGUGGCAGGUGAGUGAGAGUCAGCCUGAGAUACACAGCAGAGUGUGACAUCAACUCCUCUGUACCUCCACCUAUAAACUUCAUUCAAACAUUCACACACCUUCAGACAUUCACUCAAUCAUUCACCAUCUUCAUGGCAUUCAUACGUUUCUCACAGACAGUUUAAAAAGUCACAGGAUUUCCUGACCUCUUCAGGUUUUAACAUUAGUGUGUAUUGCAUGGAAUGUUGGCAGCUACAGUGGGUGACCUCAUAGCGAGAGUGAGAGGCUGAAAAUUUGUCCUCAAAACUUUGCCUUUACAAAAGGAUUGUGGCAACUCCACUCUACACAGAUAAUAUGUGGUACAAUGAUGGCAAAACUUGCUGUCACUCUUCAUCUCAAAAAUCAAAGCCGUAGGACACACAGUGGCUAGGGCAGACACCAACUGCCACAGACAUCCCCAACAUUUCUCCAGCUUUCUCCAUUGACUCCAAUACAAAUGUAAGAGGAGGAUUUUUUAAGGAAACACAUCUUGGCAAUGUUUUUAACUUGUCCUAGUAAAGACAUUUUUGGCUCUACAAACACAGAAAUUAUAUCAACGUGUUCAGUGGAUUUUGGGGUUCCCACAAGCUCAUUGUCAUGAAGAUAGCAGUUACAGAGGAGGAGAAUUAGGGCAUAGUUUGAGCAUUGCUCUCUCAGCCUCAAGCCUCCUUUCUCCUGCUGUAGUGAUGCAUCUACCUUUACCAUGGCAACCAAUUUGUGUACCUGGAGACACACAGCUGGCUGGGAAGCUGCUUCUAAUGGCUGUAUGAGACACAUGAAGCCAGGCUCAGUACACAGAGUUCUGGGGAUUACAUUUAAAAACCUUCACUAGAGUUACUUGACAAACUUUGUCAUCUAUCAUUUCCCACAAACUUUGAGCUACAGAAACCAUUCAGGGCUUAAUGAAUUCAGCUCAUCGAGGACAUAAUGGGAUGCAUUCAGUGUUUUUUUUCAUUUAAAUUUCUUUCCACAAUAGAUUCAGUUUUAUUAUUCAUGCAUUAUUUAAUUCAUCAGACAGAUAAAAAAUUAUUCAAACUGAGUUAGACCUUUUUGAUAUUUCUAAUACUUUAAGAUUUUUUAAUGAUUUAAAUUUUUCCUGUUUUAAAUAAUUUUUUUGAUUCAUACAUCUUUCUAUUUUUCAAACAAAUUCCAACUCAUUCAAGCUGUGGAGGCAGAAAUGGAUAUGCUGCGGAUAUAUAUGUCAAUGCAGCCGUAAAUAGCCGUAAAUGACAUUGAGCUUUAGUUUAUGAUAUGAAUCCAUAUGCCACAAUAAGGUGUUGGUGUCUCUGCAGGUGUAGGUUACCGCGGUUGUCAGAGACAUGUUGCUCGUCGGAGCUUGACUCCCUCUGGAUCACGAAUGUUGAUCAUCAUCAGUUUGAUUGUUUCUUCAGAAACCACAAAAACUCUCUGAAUGACCCACUGAUACAUCCACUGAUAACCCUGCAGAUGACCAGCUUCAGUCAUUUCCCCCUCCAAAAAAAGCAGCUUUAUGACUUUAUUUACUUAUUCUUCCAAGUUAACAACUUCAAUCUCUAAGUCUUUGAAAAAAAAAAAAAUAAUGUGUCAAUGAUCCUCUGCUGUAGUUUUGUCCUCUUUCUUAUUUCUAAUGUUUUUGAUUGUGGUAGCAGAGUGGAUCAUUUUGUCUCUAAAUCUAUAAUGUUUGGUUUUUCAGACUUAUGUGAGUUAAGAGAUCAUGCGCCUGAGCUGACUGUCUGCUGUUUUUGGAUUUCUUUUAUUUCCUUUGAAGACGCGCUGCGUCUCCAAGUGAGUCCAGCCUUUCAUCCGAAAUGCGCAGCUGUGCACUAGCACGCAUAGAAUUCUGGGAUACCGAGGCCACAAAAGCGUGCAUAAAUGCAUGCUUGACGAAGGGGCGGGGGGAGUGUGGUUUUGAGACUGAAUUUGAAACUCACUCAGCAUUUCGAGCCAGAUGGGACACCGUUCGCGCUGCGUGAUGACAUCACGCACACUUUAAAUGCGCCAUUUGAUGGUGCGGUCUCUGAAAUGAGACACAGCCAUGAAGCCAGGCUCAGUACACAGAGCUUACAUUUAAAACCCUUCAUGAGAGCACUUGACAAACUUCAGCCCCUAUCUCCUCUGACAAACUUUUACCUACAGAAACGAUUCAGGGCUUCAAAAAUUCAGCUCAUUGAGGACAUUAUGGGGUGUAUUCAGAAAAUCUAUUUAUUUUAAUUUCUUUCCAUUUUAAAAUCACUCAGUGAUAAUGCAUUAUUUUAUUCUUCAAACAAAUUUUAACUCAUUCAAACUGAUUCAAUCAUUUCUGAUCCCACUUCUUCGACUACAACCACUGCUAAUAUCAAUUGAAAUGGUACUUUGACUUCUACUUAAACUACUAUUGCUACUAUUUCUACUUUCUCUACUGCUACUACUACUUCUACUCCUAACUCUACUACUUUGGCUUAUACUUCUUCUAUUCUCAGACUACUUCUACUGCUUUCAUGACUAAUAAUAUCACUACUAUGACUACUUAUCAUCCUACUACUAGUACUACAACUUAAACUUAUGCCACUUCUCACUUUCCUGCCUUUUAAGGAAAUUUCCUUCUUCGUUCAAACUUUUCAGCCUCUUUCAGCAUGAAUCAAAUUUCAAUUUAUGGAGCAUAUUCAUACUAUUUGUCCUUUAAACAUUUUCACAAUUAUUCAACUUCUAUUUCUUUUUCACCCCCUAAACAGCUUUUACAUUUAUACCUUCCUCCAUUUUUUAUCAGCAGUUUAGCAUUACUUUUUCAGCUUUCAGCACUCAGCAUUUCCACGCAUUUUCUGCAAGGAAAUGCAAUUUUUCUAGUUGUGCUUUGUUAACACUAACCAACAUUUUAUAAACGAUUAUGAGCUUCUUGUAAGGUCUUAUAUGUGGUUUAUUAACCACAGUUAAUUCUUGUUAAAGGACUUUAAAUUGUUACCACAGGUGGAAAAACUUAUCCAGAUUAACAAUAUUUUUUUGGGCUGUCAAGAUUGGCAGCUGCACAGUUUACAAAGUUUCUGACACACUAAUAGCAGCCACACAUAGAAAGAAAAUAUACACAAGAAUAACUAGAACAGCACUCGGAGAGCGGUUUGGUUAUCCUUCAGCAUUGAAAAUUCCAACGGCACCCUUAUUUUUUUGUGUUCUGUAUCACAGUAUCCAGAAUUUUGUCUGGAUCAGGAUCAACCUUUGACACCUCUUAAAACUCAUUGAGAUCCUUUUGUGUAAUUUUUAACUAAAGACUCUGGCCAUUUUUAUAGAGUUCAAUGAAAAAAUUCAAAAAUUUGCCCUAUCACACAAUGAUAAAGAAUCCUUAAAAAAAUUCCUGGAUCCAGAAGGCGAUCCGGAUCACCACCAAAAUGUAAUUGGAUUCUCCUGGGGCUGAGACGCACCUCUGGGGAAAAUUUCAGGUCAAUCCGUCUGUAACUUUCUCCGUAAAGUUGCUAACAGACAAACAAACAAACAAACCAACACUACCAAAAACAUAACCUACUUGGUGGAGGUAAUUAUCUAGAAUGAAAAUAAAUUUAUGAUACAAGAUAAUGAAACAGCUUAUCUUCAUCCAAAUCAACCAAAUUACACAGCCAGUGUGGGCUCAUUGUAAUACCAGGUUUGAAUUACUCAUAGUUCGGGAAUUUAAUCAAAAGAAAAAUCUGAGGCUGAUUCAUGAUUUCUGUAUUUGACACUGUUAUUUAGUGUUUUAUUAUGCAGCACCUUUAACUGUGUAGCAUAAACUGACCUCAUACUGACGAAACAUCUUUGCUAUGUGGAAUGUUUGUUUUCAGUCCUAAGUCAUGUUUUUUGGUAUCAACAUAAAUACUCUAGUAUCGUUUAGAUCAGAGGUCAUGAGCUUGCAAAGCGAGAUAUUCAGUUAUCUUUUUUAUAAACAGAAAAAGUGUUUCAGAAAAAGUGUUUCUGAAUUUGCUGUUUUUUGACUGUUGUGUUUCUGAUUUUGCAGCUUGUCUCCUACGCUACAACCUUUUGUCACUGGUCCACUUCCUCUACCUUCUCCUGCUGCCAUGGUUUCUGUGUCCCAACAAACACACAAUCAGAGGUAGGAUACUUUAUGUUUUUACACGUCUCUUGCAGCAUUAAUGCUCCUUAUCACUGACCCUGAUGGAAUCUGAUAACCUAACUUAAUGUGUUUGUUCUGUCAUAUUCUUUUGUAUUACAUUAUUUUUCACAGAGUGAUAUGGUCUUUUUCUUUUUGAGGAUUUCCUCUGUUUGCAUUUUUUCUCAUGUUUUGAUAUGUUUUAGAAGUUUUAGACAGGGCAUUUUAUUAUUUCCUGGCACUGUGGCCUUGGGGUGCUGUCCCUCAUCUUAGCCACUUUACACCCUGGUGUAAACCUCCCAGUCUGACAGAGCAAACAGAGACAAAUCAUCUGUGAAAAAAAAGUCAGAGAUAAACCCUUCUCUUCUUGAUUACACUGUGAGAUAUAGGACUGGUAAUGGCAGGCCUCCACUCAGUGUUACUCUACGGGCACUGUCACUGAGAACACUAUUAGACAGUCAGCACUGUCUGACAGUGGUCUCAGCACUAAGAGAGUGUUCCUGGGGCUCUAGAGUUCCCCAGAGUGUCCUUUUCACCACCUAACACAAACUGCAAUCCAGGUCAGCAGUCCUUCACUGCUGCAGAGUCAAGUCCUUUGUUUGCUUUCUGAGCUGUUUGAUGGUUUGCUGGAACUUUGCUGAGACCAAUCAAAAAUCUGUCUUUUUAAACUUCUCCCAUGCCAAGGUUUUGCCUCCUCAAAAAAUGACUUGUUUUGAAGAAGAAAUGCAAACUCAAGAGUGAGAAUGAGCUCCGACACACUUGUUACAGCUGAAAAAUUUUCAGUGCGCUGUUUCUGUUUCUUUCAAUCACUGAGUAUGUUAGAUAUACAGGUUAAAUAAUUAUGUGCCUGCCAAGUCGAGCAAGGCAUGCACAUAUUGUUAUCAUCCGGGCAGGCUCAGUAACGGCCCCAAAAUGCAGAGCAAUCGCGCCUGAAAUGGGGAGGGGGGUGAUGAAAAAAACAAACCAAAAAAUACCCCCAAAAUUCCUCAUUCGUGUGUAUUGCAUGCCAAGGCGUAUAUUAGUAUCCUAGACAGCGGGUUUCUUUUUUUAUUACUAUUAUAGACUCACCUUCGGCAAUUAAUGCGGCCUGGUAAGGCGCAUCCAGGCAUGGCAAAUAUCAAAACGUGCGUCCAUCGUGCAACAGUGGGGAUUAAUUUUCUCUAUCAUUACUGUUUCCAUGGUGACACUAGAUGCCUAAAAGCGGCGAAAAUUUCCCUGUGUAAGUGGAUGGGAGAGGGCGACAAAAAAAUUGAUUUUUCCCAUGACUCUGACGCCUUGCCCUGUCACCAUACUUUGACGUGGAAGCGUGAUUAAAACAUCAAAACGUUGACACCAGACCUGUGAUUUCAAAAGUGUAGACAGCUCAUCGAUAUCUGGUACAGUUUGGCCACAGAAACUGUUCAAGCGAGGGGUGCAAAUGAGGAUUUUUUCGUUUUUUUGAAGUGAUGACUCAUCAUUUUAGAGUGAAGAGAAGUGAACAUGUGAUCCCAGUUUUUAAUUACUAAAUCACUGCCAUGGCUACAAUUUUCACUCAACACUAGUGCUGCACGAUAUUGGAAAAAACUAACAUUGCGAUUUUUUUCAACCCUGCGAUAUAUAUUGUGAGAUUAAAAAAUACAGGAAUUUUCACCAGAUGACCUGAAUAGCACUUUAUGUUGUGAUGCACUGCUGAAGUCUUGAGGACAGUUAACCUGCACUGAUCUUACCUCUUUUCGUGAAUGUUAGUAGAGUGGCUUCUGUCUGUCUUAAAGAUAUUUGUAGCAUACUUCUAUUGUGCUGAGACCUGUUAUCUCUCAUUGUGGCAACUGAUGAAAGGCACUGCCAACACAGGACACGUGUUUGGUCGAUAUCAUCCUUUUUGUAACCGAAAUAAUGACGGAUAACUGACAUAGAUUUUUCUUUUUGGCAACAAGUCUUCAUUUUUCAGUGGUUUUCUUUUGUUUGUUGCUCCUUUUGCAAUCUUUGUUUUUGUUACUGGUGUUGUGCCAAGAAAUGCCCGUCCUCCGAGAGUUGCAUGCACCUCACGGAAACGUGCACUGCUUACAGUAGAGUUAUCCACGGAAAUGUUUGAUUUAAAACCCAUACAAAUCUUAUUUGUGGGGCUAAACAGUGAUGAGUAAUGUACUGAAUGUAAUUCUUGGCGGGCAUGCUGUCUCGGUACAACACCGGUAGCGCCAGCGACUCACUCCAUGUGCAGGGGCGUGGUUUAUUCCUCUCUGAUUUUGAUUGAUAGCUGGUAGGGGGUAGUCUGGUUGACAACUUAGUAAAGAACAAAUGUGAUUGGUGGAUCGCUGCACAGCACAUGCAGUGUUACAUCAUAGACUGUAUAUACUAUGGACAACUUGGUUCUGCCUACCGCCUGUAUACGGAUUUGAGGCCAAAUAGCUCUCGGUAUUUCCGGGAUUUUUCUUCAUUUCCUGAAACCAGAGCUGCGCAGUAGCGAUGCACGCAUUCGGGCGCGCAGUUGCAGAGAGUCACUGUGAUGACGCUCAGCUCAAACAGCGUAUCUCCCGGGAGAGCCACGCAAUCCCUGAACGCCCAUAGGCUGUAUCAGGUGUCAAUCAUAGAAAACAUGAACCCCCUAAUAACUUAUAAAAACGGAGCUUCACAGAAAAAAGAGGACUUGAGCACAAACCAGUCUGACAAUAACUACAUGUCAACAUCACAAGCAGGGGGGAGAAAAAAUUAUGCUCUGUGUAAUACAUUUCUAAAAUUUUCCACAGCCCUAUAAGCUUUGCUGCCGGGGGCGGUAUUUAUGACCUGUACUGCAGCUCAUCACCAGAGGGUGCUGUUCUCGGAGUGGCUUCACCCAGCGAGGAGGCAGACUCUGUCCAUUCUUUAAACAGUCUAUGAGUCACAUGCAGUGUAUCUCAGUCAGCUACCCUUGAAAUUAGAUGAGUUCAUUCGCCUCCGACAUUGCAGGGUCUGCGAUGAGACUAUUGCACACACGUACAUCGCAAUGACGAUGCUCAAACGAUAUAUCGUGCAGCCCUACUCAACACACACAAAUUAUACAUCAAAACGCAGGAAAUCUACCAGCCAGACAGAAAAUGUGGACCUUGAAGCCGUGAGACGCUCACUUUUCAAGCUAUGAGGUUUUGUUCGGGAGGAGAUACCUGUUUCACUUCUAUCCCCCACCAUUUAAAAAGAAGACAAACGCUCCACAUCUGACUGGUCGAUCAUUUUCUCCAAACAACUCGCACUCCCGUCUAAACCGUAAAGCUUAGCAAACUUUUCCUUCUGAUAUGUCAGAGCUGUAUUCCAGCAGUCGCUCACGGUCCAGAGUUUUUCCGAUACGACAUGUAGUUUGUCAGCAACAAGCCUUUUGUGGACACUUGUGAGAUAUCAAAAUUCCUAAUUAAAGUGAAUGGAGCUGCUGAAAACAUGGGGUGGUCUCCAUAUUUGGAGCUUGAUUAUGAUGUCAUACUUUGAGGUAAAAAUGUGAUUUGAACACUGACCUUUAGAUGACAUGUGAACCCCCUAAACCUGUGAAAACCGCAUUUCAAUAUCUCUUAUGGUUUUCCUACAAAGUGAGUUUGUUUGGGCCAGUCCUGUUCUAAGCAGGUGAGCUGCAGGUGCACUGUCACCAUGGAGAUUCCUACUCAGAGCACAGGGCCCAUCCACCUGAUCUUGAUUGACAGCUGUCUUCCAGACACCACAACACAGAGACAGCCGGAUUGCCACGAGUUUCAAGUCAGAUUCAUGACAAAGGCCGUAAAUCAUCAAGGCUUUGACAUAUCAGCACCGUAUUUGAUGCAUCCCCUCAUUACCCCACGCUGAAGAAUGUCCCAAUCUGCAGCCAUCUUGGAUGACCCCACCAUCCCAUAACAGGAGGUAGCCCUUAACGCAUUAAUGCCCUCAUGUAUCUCCACCCAAAACAUGGCCCAAGCGAGCAGGCAAAAUUUCCCUGGAAUUUUUCUAGUUAUUGAUACAAUCACCCCUCUGUGAACUGUGAACACUAAUAAUUUGUUAGUCUCAGCAUUUUUAAAACAUUACAAUGACCUAGUUUCAGCUUUUGAAAAGUGUGGAUUUGCUUUGAUAUGAAACAAACGAAAAAAGAAACAUGGCUGUAUGUCUCCGAACAUGUCCUCCAUCUACUCCCAGUGCAUGUGUUUUAACUGUGUUUUCUAUUUGAUAGGUUGUGCGGAUGUACCAGAAUGAUUAAUCAAGACCAAUGGCUGUUGUUGUAAUGUUCAUUAACUUUAUGAGGAACAACAUCAACAACUGAGUGAUGUUGUUCUCUAUAUCAGCAUUUGUAGACUGUCUCUUGUACAGAUUUCUUGAUGGAAAUGAACUGUUCAUUUCUUGUCUCUUUGUCCUCCAGGUCACACAGGCCGGUUUAUCAAAGUAGUAUUCUGUACCAGUCUACUGUUUGUACUGGGACAUAUUUGCUUCCAGACAGUACUGUACACAUAUCCUCCCCUCAGUAUCGUCAUAACUGAUAACUGUUCACAAUGGGACACCAUAACAAGACAUGUAGGACUGUCCAGGUCAGUAACUUGUUUUUGAUUACGUUGUGCAUCAGCAAUUCAUGCAGUGUCAAUGGAAAAGUCAAAGUCGGUGCUACUGUAUGACCCAGUUCCUAAAGAGGUGGAAGUCUGUGUAAAAUGGUAAAAAGACAAUACUUAAUAAUGACUGUAGUGUUAAGACAAUAUAUCAACCAUUGUUUCAUGAAAACUUUGUGCUUUUUUUAAAAGUUUAAUAUCUGUACUACAUUUUGAAAAAGUUGGGAGCAGUCAUCUCUACCACUGUGUUACAUCAGCUCUUCUUUAAAGGAGCUGGUGGCAUUACUGGAUCAUGUUCCUCUUUGCAUGGCACAGUAUUUACCUACAUUUAUAGAUGCAUUGAUUGUUGGCAGACAGUAUUUUUUGGAUGUAAUGUUGAGGUCAUGCAGUGACGUCCAGUACAGAGACAUGUUUGUUUUAAAUGCAGUGACACUUGAGGAAAGGGCCCUAUCAACUCUUGGGGAUAUUAUAUAGACAAACCCUUACCCUAAAUAUAGGGAAUUUAAAAUUAAUAAACCAUUCAAUUCUGAUAUUGUCAACAUUUUACACAGCAUCCAAACCUUUUCUGGAGCUGGGGUCAAAUUUUAAGUUAGACUUAUCUCUCUUUACUUUGCCCCUUUUUUGGAUGGGAUCGUAAAUUAUGAGGCCAAAUUUAUAUUUUCUCUAUAUUUUACAAUGUCAAUAGUCUGUCUAACAGUUCUCUGCAGUGAUUGUUAAGGAAAAGUUGGACCCUUGCAACAAAUGCAUGUGUUGUCUUCUAGGCUUCCCUUGGAAGACCCCUGGAAUGUGUUACGUCUUCUGUGUCCUGACCUGGGUGUGUGCAUUGUUACCUUGGUAACAAUAAUCCUCUGCAGUAGAUUGGUCAGAAACAGAGAGAUGGUGGCUGCUGCCAACAUAACAUCGGUAAGUUGUGUGUUUUUGUAAGGGGUUGGUGGUUCUGUUUGCAAGACUGUCUGAUAAUUUUGUAGAUGCAUAGUUUUUUUGUUAGUUAACUGGAUAAUCAGGUCUUAAAUAACACAAUAUUUUGUGCUACAGGAUCAGUGCUGUAUCAGCUGUUCUUAUAUAGCUUGUUUAUACAGGCUGGUGAAGAAAUUGAAAUGUACUGUUUAACGGGUUGGAAGUCAUUGUUAAAAGUGGAACCAGCCAUCUGCUAUUACUCUGUAGCUGGGACUCCCUAGUUAGCCUGUUGAACCAUUUCAAUAUAUGACUGACCUUCAGGCUUUUAAAGACAGUUUCUCAAACUAUGACGCUAGGCAAAACGUAAAUCAGACUUGAUAGACCAUUAAUGAUGGGGCAAAUUUAUUGUAUUUAUUUAACUGGAAAACUAAAAUACUUGGCAGGUGUCCAUGACUUUUGAAGUUAUUUUGUACGUGGUUUGGCAGUAGGCCAAAAAACAGCCUAGACGGAUGGCUGUUAACUUUGACUCUUUGACAGGUAUCCUUAUAUGCUGUCAAAUGUUUUGGGAAGUGGUGAUGCUGAGAUAUCUCCCAGUCAUAAGAAGCAUCAGACCUUCUCCACCUGUUACUGUGUGUCAUUACUGAGUGUUUUGCUGGUACCUCACAGUUCUCACAGGGAUAUUGGUUUACUCUGUGUGCAUGUGUGUGCGUGUGUGUGUAGCUCCUCUGCAAUUUUGGGCAGGGGGUCUAUUUUAGUUCUUUGUCAGACAGCCAAAUGCUGUUAUUAACUAAUGGAACAUGAGAGCCUGAGUAUUAUGUCUUUAAUCUCUAAAAGUGAAGACCAAGGAGAGUGACAGCAUGCCAAAGUUAAACUGGUACGAUCUGUUUAUGUGUGAAUUGUUAUAAUAAACCCAAGGACCCAACACUACGCAAGCCUCCUUCAUUGUUGCCAUGCAUCAAAUUUUUUUCUCCAAAAUGACAAAUUUGCCUUUUAAAGGACAUUCACUGUCUGGUAAUGGCACUAAAAUGCUUAAGACCUUUUCAUUCCAGGACCCAGCCUUCUGAAGCCUCCUCAUUGUUGCCAUGCAUCAAAUUUUUCUCCAAAAUGACAAAUUUGCCUUUUAAAGGACAUUCACUGUCUGGUAAUGGCACAAUUUGAGCAAAUCUCAUGUUGAUUUCAUUGAAUUCUCAUGUGACUUUUUGACGGGCUUGUUCAGAGCAUCCUGUGGUUCCAUCUGGGGGUUUUUUCAACGCACAUGAACCUUUAAUCCUAAACUUUGAUCAUAUAUAGUACUGAUGUGAUGUUCAUCAUUCUCACUGAACAUUAGUUUCCUAAAUAUGAAAUAAGCAUAACAUUUCCUCUUUUAAUGACUUAUCAUUGCAGCUCAUUUUGACCUUUUAUUUCGUAUUGUUGCCUUUAAUCACAUAUUGUCACGCUGUUGUAAUUUGCGCUGAUUGUGGUCUUACAUGUGAAAGUUUUCGGCAAACGUUGCUCCAAAGUCUGUUCACCUUGAUCAGUAUUAACAGUGCUUUUCCAGAUGUGCAAGUGACCCAUGCCAUGCUCAUUUAUACAUCUUUAUUCUGUAGCAGACCAUGGCUUCAGAGCUCUCUCAAGGCUGGCUCCUGUCCUGUCAGAGCAGACGACAUGGCAUCCAUGUUUUCAAAAACAAUUUGUUUUUAGUUUGUUUUGUCUGCAGGACAAUUUUUCACUUCACCUAAGACCAUCAUAACUGGACUAAAAAGAAGUUGCUGUUUUUUUCUGAAUCAUGACUAUAUAAUGUUUCCUCUUUGCAUGGUUCAGUUUGGUCCUGCAUUGGUGGAGGCAGUGAUGAACUGUAUUUAAAGACAAUGGUUUUCGGUAGUGGUUCUUGAGCCCAUGCUGCAAUUUCAUAUGCAGUCAGUCUGUUUGCAUCACGGUGCCACCUGAGAACACAGGAAUCCAGCUUCUUCUGCAGAGGUUUCUCCAGAUUGUGCUCAUCAUAUGCUGAUUUAUGUGUGCAUAGUUCUUUGCAAAAGAGUAAGGGGUUUGCCUAGCAGACAUAAUUUUUACCUGCAGAACUGAUGAUUUAGGAUGUUGGUGAUGAGGAGCCAGGUCAGCGCGUAAUGUGGUCUCAAUGGUUCUAACUGGACAAGUGGGUCAUGGUCCAGAAGAUCUCUUUGCUCCUGUCAGAAACCUCACUUUGGUAACAAGUGCAUUGUUUGCUUCUGAAUCAGUCCAAAAGCAGACUGACUAGCUUUGAUUGUUUUGUGACCUCUUAUGUGAAUUAAAUCAACUCCCACUGUACUAUAUGUUCAAAUAGUCAUAGUCACCAAUAAGCUGUUUGCUCCUUUAGCCAUUUACUUUGAAUUAUUGGUGAUGAUCCCGUUGAAUGUAUUAUAAUUAGGUAGGAAUAAGGUAGUUUGGCUGUCUUAUAUAAUUAUCUUUUACAGUGUUUGAAAUGAGAAACUUUGAAAAUGAAUGUAUCUGAACUCAAACCUGUUACAUAGAGACAAAAACAUCAGAAAGAAUAGAAUAUAGAAUAGAAUAUUCCUUGAUUGAUCCCCCAUGGGGGAAAUUUUUUUCUCACAGCAGCAUCACAGACAAAGAGUGCAAAAAUGCAGUUAUAAGAAUAGAGAUCGUUAUAUUAAGAACUUAAAUAAAUGUUACAAUUAAGAAAAAAAUUAGGAAAAGGAAAAAGGGAGAAGAAAAAUAAAAACAAAACUGUAUACAAUAUACACAAUUUAAGUACCAGAAAAAAAGUGGUGGUGUGAGUCCAGUUUUAUUACAGUUCGUUGUAAAGUCUUAUUGCAGAAGGGAGGAAUGACCUGCGGUAGCACUCAUUCCUCCCUUCUGCGGACUCAGACUUUUAGACUCACAGUUACAUAGUGAUCGUCUUUUACUGCUGAAAACGUACUUCACUGUAAUUUGAUGACUAACUGAACACCAUCCAAGCCUCUGUAAACUGGUUCUUGUCCUCCAUCUCAGCUGGAUGAUGACAUAACAGGCAACACUACAGAUGAUGAUGAGGAUAUUAAGGAGGAAGAACCAUCAGAAGAUGAAGACGAAGAAGAGAGAUCACUACCUGUGGACCUCGAUGAGGAGAUUUCCACAGUAUCAAGAGCAAAGCAACUAGCUGAGCGUCUGAAGGCUACAGCCCGGAAAGUUCUGCGGGACUUAGGGAGAAUCUUGGCUGUCAUCCUGCUGGCUUUGGCAGGUAGGCUUUGUGUGUACCUUCUAAGAUGUCCACAUUUUCUCUGGUUCACACUAGGUUGUCACACAGGUGGUUUACUUUUUUUCUGUAUUUUCAUUGCAGUUAGUAUGUUGUGAAUGGAUAAAUGUGACAUGUAAUGUGUAAGUGCUUUGAGUAGUCAGAAGAUUUGAGAGAGUCCAUUUACCUAACAGGCUGGAUGGUGUGAGGGGGUGUUGCACAGGACCAUGACGGCUGUUACUUAAAACUACUUUGGACCCCCUUUUUUACCUCUAAGCUAAACUGGCCCCAAGAAUUAAAUCACAUACCUUCAUUCAAUCAGAAGUUGAUAAUGCAUUUCUGACCACAAAUAAUCAGUUCUUACUAAAAUGAUCAGCUUGAAUGGGAGCCUUGGUAUAUUUCAACAAUGGUCAUAUUUUCCCAUUUGUCUGUGUGUGCUUGACUGAUGAAGAGAACAAUUCUUCAAAUUGGUCCUGAACUGUUGGAGAAUUGAGCAGCAGGCAGCCGCCAAGUGAGAUAAAACAAAGUUUGACUGUGCAACAUCAAACUGGUCCACUGCACGUGAUCUAUUUCACCACAGACAGUUAUUACAGGUCCAGAGUGCACAAUUGAAAGGGUUUGUCUGACCUCCCACUUGCUCCGGUCUGUGUACAACCAUUUCUCGUUAAUAAAGAAGUGAAACAUGAUUGUCAUAUUAAAUAUUUGUUUCCAACCUCUGUUGUUUCUUUCCCUGCAGGGAUAACACUACCGUCAGCCUUUUCUGCCAUCUAUUUUCUGCUUUUCAUUGGUGUGUGCUCAUGGUGGGCUUGCCACCUUCCCAUCAGCCAUCUGGGUUUUAAUGCACUGUGUGUGAUGGUGGGCUUCUUCACGUCUGGUCACAUGCUCUGUCUGUACUUGUACCAGAGUCUGCUUUCCCAGGCCCUGUUCCCUCCACACUCCCUGUGGGCCAGGUAAGAGUGCACAUGAAAAUAAGAAAUGUUCAAUUUCUGCUUAAACAAGAACCCAUUGAGCACAUAUACAGCUGGAUCAGUGUUUACUCCAUCACUUAGCUGUGGGCCUGUAGGAAGCAGAGGUUGAUGAAAUGCUAAACGGACCAUGGUAUUAGGCAGGACAGUGUUUGAAGACAGAUUAAAAUGCAUACAGACAUUAUACAAGAUAGAUAACCUUAAUAAGUUGCUGCAAUCCUGUUUCUUCAGUCUCCAUGUAGCAUUAUUGAAAAGAGUUUAUUGUCAUAAAUUACAGCUUCAAAUGCAAGGUUCAAGACUGCACAGGCAAAAAGAGAAGCUUUUCACUUUUGCUGAAAUAAUCCUCCUUAGGGGUAUGCAGCCAGUCUUGGUUCAUGUUCAUUACACAAUCCUAAUUCAUCACUUUAUUUCACUGUAUUAUCACUUGCAAGCUCACUCCUUUUUCAUUUUUGGAAACUUUUUUGAACUCAAGCAACAAAAUAAACCUCUACUCGGUUCCUUGGCUGUAAAAAUAUAGAAUCUGCUUCCAGUAGCUUGACUGACAGUAAGGUUAUUGAGUUGUCAUGUCCUGGGAAUAUGUCAUCCAAGAGUCUCACCCUACAUCUAACUGUCCAGUUAUACCAAACUGCCUCCUGCAUGUCAGAUGUAGGUGGAGACAUACAUUUGACUGGCCCAAUUGGAGUCCCACCCUUUCUUUUAUCCUUUCACCUGCUCAAAGGCACCAUCAGGUGGCAAAACUUCACAGCACAGCCACAGAAAAAUAAAUAAAUAUAUAAAGCUUUUAUAAAUAAGAUAUGAUGAUUUUAAAUUUCUUUUUCUCCAAUUCUCUUUAGACUCUUUGGUCUGAAAGACAUCAUCAUACCAGGAAACUGCUCUUCCCCCUAUAACCUCAACCUCAACACUAAUCAUGACUGGCCAGUGUAUGUCAACCCAGGAAUACUAUUCCUCCUCUACAUUACCAUUGCAACUGUUCUGAAAACAGGAUGCCAUGCAUCGCCAAACCAGGUAUCCUAAUAAACUGAUGUGACAUUUUCUAUACAGCAAAGUUACACAGCAAUCAUAAAACAGUUUGUUUUUGAACAUGUGGUUGAAUUAUUUGACCUUCAGCACUGCAACAUGCUAUUGGUCACUGUCAGUCUGUGAUGGUUAUGUUUAGACCUGCACCAUCUAACUGUGUUGACCAUAAUUCUGUACAGAAGAUAAACUGAGCUGUAGUUCACAUGCAGUCUUCUGCAUUGUAGUCCCAUGUUGCAGCUUUUUUACCUCAAAACUGAUCAUGUGUUGUUAAAGAACUUGUAGCAAAUGACUUUUAUCUAGAGUAACUAUCUGUACAUGACAUACCUUCCAGCUCUGCAGGCAAGUUAAAGAGGGCUCAAUGGAAAGUGAAGAGAUUCAUUUGGUGCAAUGUUUUUGUGAUCAAUAGGUUGAGGUGGAGAGGAAACAGGAGAAAAGCAGUGUGUUAAAGGAGGAGGAGGAAGUGGAGGUAAGAUAUUGAUUAUAUUGAUACAUGAGUUCAUUUCUUCAAAACCUACUCAGCUAAAUUCAGUUUAUGUCCACAAGUGUUGAUCAGUCUCAUGGCAAAUGCUGAAAUUCAAACAUUUAAGUUACAUUCAAUGAAAAUAAAAAUACCAUGAAACUGAACCAGCACAAUUUAUGAGAGAGGUUAAAUUUUUAGAAAGUAAACUGUUGUAACCGUGUACAGGUUCACGCUAAUAUCUUGAGUUAUUUUCUCCCUGUUCUGUUUCAGAUCAUGCUUCAGUCUAUGGAAACUGGACCUGACAGAGGGAGAGAAACCACUGAGGAGAAGCAACAAGAAGAUCUGGGUAUUGUGUUUUCUUUUUUUCACAGUUACAAUGACAAAACAAGAAUCUCAGCAAUAGAAGUUCUGUAAAGUACUUGAGUUUAACAAACAAAAACAUUUGCCACACUGAAAAAGAUAUAACAAUGGAGAGAGUCAGUCUGCAUAAAAAUGUGAUUCAUAUCAGAAACUCUGGUUAUCUGUGCAAAUUUCUCAAGACAAUGGGCUCUAUUUUCAUGUACACCGGGGAUGCGGCGGAGGGGGGCGGACCCAGCAUUUUCAUCUGGCAGAGCCCAGCAUGCAGCCAGUUUGGUAUUUUGGUGGACUUAGGCGCACCAAGAUCCGCCAAGCUGGGUGUGGUGGCAUGGCAGGGGGAGGUGUCGACAGGAUCAGCAGGCGCAGUGACAUUUUUGUGCUCGCCACCGGCAUAUUAAGUGCGCUGAAAGCGCGCAGAUUCAAACCUGGUCAGCUUUCAGCGCAGGCAGAGCGCAGCUGGUCUAGAGGUAUUUUGGUAGACCGGCAUACAUCACCGAUGCUUCACCGGCAGGUUUCCACAGUGUCAGGCAUCCACAGUGAUCGAGUGAUCUAUAUUCUGAUCUAUAUCUGAUCUGAUGAGCGCGUUUGGCACGUGUUUGGACACACAACCUGACGGAAUCAACACAGCUGAAACCGCAUUAAAUUAAAUUAAAUAUCUAGUAAAUAGACACACACGAUGAAGUUAACAAGCUAUGUAAUUCAUCUCCCUCCUUUUCUUUCUUCCUCAUCCUCUUAUUUCUCACACAGCUCGACUUGGACAUGUCUCCGUGUCCUUUCUCCGUCCUGCUGCAGCUGCUGCUGCGGCGGCUGAACAGAUGAUUUGUUUCAGUGAUCAGAUGAGUUAUUUACUUUAAGCCUACAUACGAAUAUUGUAAUAUUCAGUUUUGUGAGCCAAAUUUAUUUUAUAUGCCAACACCUGUAAAAGAAAGAGCCAGGCCACGGAGCGUGAUGCAUUAUUUACGCACAGAUGGUUCAGAUUUUAAUGCAAUUUUUGGAAUUUAUGAUGUGAUCUGUGAGCACAACCCACCUUUGUCACGUGAGGUUUAAAUAUGUGCAACUUUAUGCGAGUGUCUUUAUUUGUGGAAAAGGGUGUUUGUCUUACUAGUGGGUCCAACAUUACACACACCAAACUCAUCUGUACUCAUAUGAGAGAGUGUGAAGGACACCCUCUGCAGCGUUUACAGUGACACUUGUUGAGGAGCUGCCUUCUGUCGCCAUCAGGUGGCAUUACUGUCUUCAGACAUCUCUUGAUCUCUUUGACUACUGCACGAAAAUAGUAAUACACCUUGCCAGUGGCGGAUUUAAAGGCAGGGAGAGGAGCUUAUGUGAUUGGUGAAAAUAGGUCUCGGCUGUGUUAAACCCACUCCACGACCUCUCUCCUUCCUCAUUACGACUUACGUCGCUGGGAGGAGCUGAGUUAUGGAGGGGAGAUACUUAUGCCAGGCUGCGCCGCUCACCAAAAUACCAAAUUGUGCUUGGGAAUGCCUUGUCGGCGCGGCGGACCUGACGCUGCGCAUGCACCGCAUCGCCGGCGAGGCACGAAAAUAGAGCCCAUAGUCCUUUCUAUCACUCACUGCGAAAUUUUCUGGCGUGUUACGCUACUGUGCACCUGAACUGUUAAGUUUCUGCAAUUGGUGUAGAAGGAUGGUUUCUGUAGAUGGUAGAGAAGGGGGCAACACAGAGCAAAUGGUGAUGGUCUUGGGACUGAACAAGUUUAUACAUUUAUUGAUCCACCGGGCCAACAAAGCUGCUUCCUCAGAAACUUUGGCAAUAAAUGCAGUUCAUUUACAUGAAGACAUCUAUUUCUAAUGCUGUUUUAAGUAAAGGUUUGUCUGCCUCACCAGUCCUUUGACAGAAACCUCUGUUAUUUAUGUUCUUGAACUGAAUGAGACAGCUAAAAAAAGAUUAAUUUGGAAGUAUGAAGCAACAAAACAGCAUCAGUCCUCAGGUUGUUUAUGGAUUCACAAUAAAUCUUCUAAAUAUUUGUGGAGGACUGCUAAAGCUAGGCAGCAGCUGCUCCUGCUUCUUCUUCAUGCUAUUUUUAGCACAAUAACCAUACUUAUUACCCAUCGGUCCAUCUCUCCACCCAUCCAUCCAUUGCUACAUAUUUUUGUAUCUUCUGCAGGUGUCAGUGGUAUCUCCAGUGCCCCACAGAGUGAAAAUCCUUUUUUUCUGUUGGGGAAGGUGGUCAUGCAGCAGAGCUAUGUCUGUGCUCUCAUAGCUAUGAUGGUAACUUAUGGAGAAAAAAUAAACACACACAUACCAAAACAAAAUAAUUAAUAAUGAUCAUUUAUUUCUUCAUGUUUUAACUUCUGUUGACCUUACAAACAGCAUGAGUGAACCAGCACUGAUCAAUCUCAGAGAUCAGAAGAGUCCUAAUCAAAGGCUGUUUUCAUCCUGCACAGGUUUGGAGUAUUACAUACCAUAGCUGGCUGACGUUUGUGCUGCUGCUGUGGGCCUGCCUUAUCUGGAUUCUACGUACCAGGUGUGUUGACCUCUCAUCUGCGGACAGAAUAACUCAGGAACCUGAAAAUAUGUUUGUUUUAUCUCAUGUUUACUGAACAUAUUUGCUUGUAUGCAGUACAGAAAUCAUGUUUCUUAAAUCCUAGAGUUAUCUCACAGGUUGCAUGAAGACUGGACCCACACCCAUGUUUUCUCUCAAGGGUUUGACCUGGAUUCAGAUUGUUGUCUUAUUUUGCAGACGACAUGCAGCCACUUUGUGCUCUCCAUUCAUUCUGCUCUACGGCCUGGCUCUGUGCUGUCUGCAGUAUGUAUGGGCUAUGGAGCUUCAGCCUGAACUGCCCACCAGUUUGGGGACCAUGAGCCUCAGUCAGCUAGGACUAGACAGACCCCAGUACCCCUGUCUAAGACUGGGAGCCAUGGUAAGAUGAGGAACGACAGCAGAUACUUGGCGAUGUGAUGAAGAUGAUUUAGAUUUGGUUCAUAACAGCUGUGGUUGUGUGUAUAAGAGAGACUUGCCGGAAAAGUUCCUCUGAUGUACAGGGCAGAAUAAAUCUAGAUUUUGUCUUUUUGCUGCUGUUAGAAAGCCUUCUCUGAAACUGACUGAACCAUCUUUUAUUUAUUGUUUUGCCUUUUUCUUCUCAUUUAGCUUUUGUUCACUUUAACCUUCUGGUUGUUGGUACGUCAGUCAGUGAAGGAAAACUUCAGCAUGAAGAAAAAAAUGUUUACCCCACUACAAGAAGUCACUACGGGGGGUAAUAUGUCCUACACACACAUGGAUGCAUGCACUCAGAUGCACACACACAAAAUGAUGAUGUGUUUCUUUCUCAUUGAAGGAUUGUGUUGAACACUAACUUUCUAAUCGGCUUUUCAGAGGAGAAGGUUGGCAGUGAGUCAGUGCUGAAGGUUUUAGGAGGCAUGGUGAUGACCUGUUAUGCCAAAUACUGGAUCUAUGUGUGUGGAGGGAUGUUCAUCAUGGUCUCUUUUGCUGGAAAGCUUGUUGGUUACAAAAUUGUCUACAUGCUGCUGUUCCUGCUCUGCCUCUGUCUGUAUCAGGUAGGAUCAAGCACACUGAACACUGAUUCAGGCUGUUUUAUAAACCUCUUGUAGUUGUUGGUCAGUAAGGUGUACUCAUCAUGAAAUAAAACAAUAAAAGGUGGUUGGUGUGUUCAUGUGUCUCAGGUGUAUUACUCGUUAUGGAGGCGUUUGUUGAAGCUCUUUUGGUGGCUCGUCGUAGCCUACACUAUGGUGGUGCUGAUCACCAUCUACACCUAUCAGUUUGAGGACUUUCCUGGCUAUUGGAGAAACUUCACUGGCUUCACAGAAAAUCAGUAUGUAUCAAACACAAACUUAAGACGUCUUUGUUUCUCACUCUGUAGGCCUGUAGGCACAGGAGUGAAAAGAAUUAAGAAACAGCAUUUGAAUGAAAAAUGACAUGAAUAUGUAAUGUGUCUCUGCUCUCUUCCUCAGACUGGCAGCAAUUGGUCUGGAGACGUUUGCUCUGUCUGAACUCUUCACCAGUAUCCUGAUCCCAGGAUUCUUUUUGCUGGCCUGUAUUCUGCAGCUACACUACUUCCACAAACCCUUCAUGAGGAUUACUGACCUGGAUCAUGUCACACCUUUACAGAAGUACAAUGAGUCAGGCUCAUUCUCCUUCAAAAUGUUGUUUUUUGUAUUUAUUAGAGUUCUUGUAAGAGAUCAGGAUAUUUGAGCCCAUAUUUUCAGUCAAGCUGAACAUCUGGAUGGAGAUACAUCUGGAAAGUAUUCACAGCGCUACCCUUUUUUCACAUUUUUCUGUUACACCCUUGUACCAAAAUGGAUUAAAUUCACGUUUUACAUCCAAAUUUGACACACAAUCACCAAUAAUGACAAGGUAUUGUUUGAAACUUUUGCGAAUUUAUUAGAAAUAAAAAAACUAAAACAUAACAUGUACAUAGGAAUUCAGAGUGUUUGCUAUGACACUCAAAAUUGAGCCCAUGAACAUCCUGUUUCCACUCAUCAUGCUUCAGAUGUUUCCACAACUUGACUGGACUCCAUCCUUGGUAUAUUCAGUUGAUUGGACAUAAUUUGGAAAGACACACACCUGUCUGUUCAAGGUCUGAUUGUUGACAGUGCAUGUCAGAGAACAAACCAAGUCAUGAAGUCCAGGGAAUUGUCUGUAGACCUCUGAGACCGAACUGUAUGGAGUCACAGAUCUGGGAAAGGGAACAGGAAAAUUUCUGCAGCAUUAAAGGUCCCAGUGACCACAGUGGUCUCCAUCAUCUGUGAAUGCAAGAAGUUUGGAACCACCAGGACUCUUCCUUGAGCUGGCCGCCAAUCUGAAUGAUCGCAGUAGAAGGGCCUUAGUCAGAAAGGUGACCAAGAACCUGAUGGUCACUUUUAGAGAGCUCCAGCAUUGCUGUGGGGAGAGAGGAGAACCAUCCAGAAGGACAACCAUUUCUGCAGCACUCCACCACUAGGCCUGUAUGGUAGAUUAGCCAGAUUAAAGCCACUCCUCAGUAAAAGGCACAGGACAGACUGCCUGGAGUUUAAAAGGCAGCUGAAGGACUCUCAGACCAUUAAAAAACAAAAUUCUCUGGUCUAAUAAAACAAAGAUUGAACUCUUUGGCCUGGAUGCCAAGUGUCUUGUCUGAAGGGAGCCAUCUAAGUCUACUGGGAGACUAGUCAGGGUAGAGAGAAAGAUAAAUGCAGCAAUGUACAGAGACAUCCUUGAUGUUAACCUUCUCUAGAGCACUCUUGACCUCAGACUGGGAUGAAGAGUCAUCCUUCAACAGGACAAUGAUCCUAAGCACACAGCCAAGAUAACACAGCAGUGGCUUUAGGACAACUGUUAAUGUCCUUUAGUGGCCCAGCCAGAGACCAGACUUGAACCUAAUUAAACAUCUCUGGAGAGAUCUAUAAUGGCUGUGCACCAAGGCUCCCCAUCCAACUUGACGGAGCUUAAGAGGUUUUGCAAAGAAGAUUUGCAAAAGUUUCAACACAAACUUUUUUAAAGUUGUCAUUAUGGGGUAUUGUGUGUCAGAUUUUGUGGUAAAACAUGAAUUUAAUCCAUUUUGGAAUAAGACUGUAACACAAGAAAAUGUGAAAAAAGCUUAGGGCUGUGAAUACUAUACAGAGGGACUGUGAAUUCGUUAGGGGGUUAGGAUGAGGGAGACGGGAGACUGAAACACAUCUAUGCAAAUGUUUAAAAGUUUGGCUAACUGGAAUUCUCACACAGCUUAUUGUCAUAUUAUUGACACUGAUGUUCUGUCUGUGGGUAUUAAUAAGAAAAAUGAGAAGUAUAAAAAGACAACAGCCUUUCCAGCCUUUUUUAUCAGGAUAUUUUAAUCUUAGCACAAGAAGUUAUCACUAAAACUACAAACCCCAAUUCCAUGUUGAGACGUAUUGUAAAAUGUGAAUAAUAUUAGAAUCAGAAUACUUUAUUUACCCUCGAGGUAAGUGAAAUUGAUCAGUUUGAACAUGAAAUAUCGUGUCUUUGUAGUGCAUUUAAUUGAAUAUAGGUCGACGAUGUAAAAUUCACUGUGUUCUGUUUUUAUUCACAUUUUGCGCAAACUUAGGUUUGUAUUUACUGUUACCAAGCCUUGCAUUUACUGUUGUACUUUUAGAAAUGUGUUUCUCAAUGUGGCAUCUAAAUUUACAAUGGUCACAAAGUACCUUUAAUCAUUUCAUUUAAUGUUUAUAUUUAGAGUUUAUAAUUUUCUUACCAGACAUACAGUAAAUUGGCAAAAGUAGCCAGAGGGGAUAAUAUCCUGGUAUAGUUCAAGAAUAUAGUCUGUUCCUAUUUAACAUUCUGACUCCUGAAACCAAGUUAACUCAGUUUAUCUCAGGAUUAGGACUCCUUACAUACUCUCAUUUUAACUAACAAAGACAAUCUGCCACCAGGAAGAACAGUCAGAAGCCUGAGCACAUUGGUCCCAGAAAUGAAGGGGUUAAUUCUAGAGAAGAAGACCGGCUGACAAACAUUGAUGAGGAAUCUGAAGAGGAAGGUAGGCAGAACAGUAACAGUUCACUUUUGAGACACUUUUUCACGACAUCAUUUUUCACCUGAUCUCAUUUGGAUGUUCUCCAUUUGUUGUUUCUAUCAUGUGGCCCUCACCCCUUCAUCCCCUGAUGUAUCCAUCAUCCUCCUGCUCAGUGGAGCCAGUGCCCAGUAAAUGGGGUCUGGUGAUGGACAGGUUACUGGUUCUGUCCUCAAAGUUCUCAGAGAUUCUGACCAAACUUCAAGUGUUUCUCUGGAGGCUUCUGGAGCUCCACAUUCUCAAGAUGGUGGCCUUCUUCUCCGUGUGGGUUGCAGUAGAGGAGGUAAAGGGUGGGGGUGUUUGUGUUGGGAAAAGAGUAAAGGGCACUGGCAUUGUGAAGUCUGCAUCAGAGCCCUUCAGCUCUUGAUUAUUUAAGAGUGGGAGAAUCCUCAACCCUUGCAUCACUUUGCAGGACUGUGUCUCAACACCAGUGUGUCUGUGAGUGAAACACUGGGGUUGGUCACAGUAUGUCUCUGAAGCAUCUCUGCAGCAGACAGACUCAUAAAAAAUGACUUCUUUAGACAUUUACCUUUUGUAACAGUCAUUUAGUCACUGAACAUCCAGCUUGAUAAGAGUUUAUUUCGGUUUGGACCUAAAGGAUCAGUGAUGAUAAAUGUUUGAUACCAGUGAUAAAACCUUGGGUUUAUUAUGGCUUGAUUUUUGUUCUUAUUCUUUGUUUUUCUGCAGCCAUCUGUGAUGAACCUGGUUCUGGUAGUGUUGUGGUCACUGGCGAUGCCAUACAGUCGCUUCAGGCCGAUGGCAUCCUGUUUAUCUACAGUUUGGGUUUGUGUCAUCAUUGUGUGUAAGAUGUUGUACCAGCUCACUGUGGUCAACCCCGUGGAGUACUCCAGUAACUGUAGCCUGGUAAGACACACAUCCACACACAUCUAUAAGGCUGAGGCUUCAUGUUAUAUAUCAUGUAGUCCUUUCUUUAGGGCUGUUGGACCCAAUGCUGUUCAUCGCCCCUCACUCAGUUAGGAUGUUCAAGUGCAAAUCAUGACUGUGCAUGUUUUCAGGUCCUCAGAAAUAAGGGAUGGGCUCAACAAACCACCAUCAGCUUUCCCCUCACUAAAAUUAAUGGGAUCAUGUCUCCAGUCUCCGUUUUUGUUAUUAGCUGGCUGAUCUUCUUCACUCUGCUUCUUCCGUCUGCUAACAAAUACCCUGAUGUGAGACUGCCCAUCACCGGUCUCCUCCGUCUUAAUGUCAAACUUGAAACUUGUGUCUGCAGAUCUUCCGCAACUUGUUAUUGUCACCUUUUGUGUCAAAACACUUCCACACAUCACUUUUCCUGGUCUUGGCUGAUCAUGGUGCAUGAAUAUGUCAGAGGAUUAUCAUCAUCACUGAAGUCAUUUCUGAUAAUGUGCCCAUCACAUUAUCAUAAAUGAAACUCGAUCAUAACUCUUGGCUUGAUGAAGCUACAGGAAUGAGAUUUCCACUGGCAAUGAAAUUGCUUGUGUACUUUUUCCUUACAGCCUCUAACAAAUGAAACAAACCUGUCAUCAGAGGAGAUGUCAAAGUCUUCACUGUAUGCAGAGCCGGUGGAUCCAGCUAAAUGGUUUGGUAUCAGAAAGGAUGCCACAGUACUGGGAUACAGCAAGGUGAGUGAUGUUUAUUUGGUCUGGCGGGCAAGAACAGGAUCGUUUAGACUUUUUGAAGAUGUAGAAACGCUUUGUCCUGUCUGACUUUUUUGCAGAACCAUUUGAUUGUGUUGAUGCUGCUUGUGUUUGAGGCAACAGUUUACCGUCACCAGGCUCACCACUAUCGUCAGCUCCAGCGAUCUCCGCCGACCAUCCCUGCUCUGUUCCCCAAAGCAACCAGAGACACUUUAGACCAGGGCCUUGUACCCUGCUUUAAGUACCUGCUUAACUACAUCUUCUAUAAGUUUGGAUUAGAGGUAUCUGUACCUCAUUAGAAUACCUUACUUCAACCUGUAGGAAUGAAAAAAAUCAUACUUAGGUGUUUUCUAAUGCAUGAAUCACUUUUCAGAAGUGCCAGUGAUUAAAGUCUAAAAUGGUUAAAUCAGCCUUUUAUAGCAUGGUUUGUCCUUCUUCUUUUGACUUGUUUUUUUCUCCUAAAAACCUGUUUGCUGCUUGGACAGAUCUGCUUCCUGAUGACGGUGAAUGUGAUUGGCCAGAGGAUGAACUUCAUGGUGAUAAUUCACGGCUGUUGGUUGGUAGCCAUCUUGGUCAGGCGGCGACGGGCUGAGAUUGAAAGAAUCUGGCCCAAAUAUUGUCUCUUCCUGUCCAUCUUCAUGAUCUUCCAGUAUCUACUGUGUGUUGGGAUACCACCUGCUCUCUGCAUAGGUGAGUUCUGAUAUGAAAUCAUGUGAUGUGGACCCUGUGCGAUCAUGAAAAGUACAGCCUGAGAUGUUGCCAAGCUUUACUGGCACAGGGUGAUACGCACACACACACACACACACACACACACACACACACACACACACACACACACACACACACACACACACACACACACACACACAGAGCAGCACCACAUUUUUUAACAAUCCUUAAGAAUAGAAUAGAAUAGAAUAUUCCUAUUAUUCCUUUAUUGAUCCCCCAUGGGGGAAUUUUUAUUUGUCACAGCAGCAUCACAGACAAAGAGUGCAAAAAUGCAGUUAUAAAAAUAAAGAUCAUUAUAUUAAGAACUUAAAUAAAUGUAAUAAUUGAGAAAAAAUUUUGGAAAAGGAAAAAGGGAGUAGAAAAAUAAAACUAUCUACUAAUAUAAUAUACACAAUUUAAGAACUAGUACCAGAAAAAAAGUGGUGGUGUGAGUCCAGUUUUAUUACAGUUCAUUGUUAAGUCUUAUUGCAGAAGGGAGGAAUCCGGGUCCGUAAGAUCCCGAAGCGUUUAUGCUGAUGUUGAGCCGGUUUUUAAUCUCUCAUCUGGUCUACCUCUGUUUUAAGCGCCCAUUAUUCCACCAGAGUCUCUGCUAUUUACUUUGUUUUACUGCUUGUGUUUUCCAUCCUUUUUGGUUGGUUUCUACUGUCAGAUAUUGCAGCACACUAACUUUGUUUGGGCUUGUGCAUGUCAUUGGAGGACGUGGAGCGUGCCUCACCACACGAGGGAGCAGCGUCUGCCUCACAACCAAUCAGGUUGGUGGAGGUGGAGAAUGGCUUUGUUUACAGUCAGAAAGAGUGGGGCGCUUAAAAAAUGUUUAAAUGUUGACUAGACAGACAUAACACAGCAAUAUUGUUGUAUUACCGGCGCUCCGUCUUGCAAGGUGGGAGUCUAAGUCUGCUGCUGAAGGAGCUGCUUAAAGCCCCCACAGUCUGGUGCAGUGGGUGAGAGGGAUUGUCCAUGAUGGAUACAAGCUUUGCUAACAUCCUCCUCUCACCCACCUCCUCCAGGGAGUCCAAAGAACAGUCCAGGACAGAACUGGCCCUCCUGACCAGUCUAUUCAGUCUCUUCCUGUCCCUCUCGGUGCCCCCUGCCCCCCAGCAGACCACUGCAUAGAAAAGUGCAGAUGCUACCACAGAGUCAUAGAAAGUCCUGAGCAGAGUCCUGCACACUCCAAAAGACCUCAGUCUCCUCAGCAGGUGGAGACGACUUUGGCCCUUCUUGUACAAGACGUCUGUGUUUGUUGACCAGUCCAGUUUAUUGUUGAGGUGGACACCCAGGAAUCUGUAGGACUCCACCGAUGUCCAGACCCUGGAUGUUCACUAAACAGUCUGAGGUGUCCUCCUCCUGCGGAAAUCCACGACCAUCUCCUUUGUCUUACUGGUGUUAAGCUGGAGGUGGUUUGUGCCACAUCAGUUGACAAAGUCAGUGAUGACAGUCCUGUAUUCCCACUCAUCCCCUGACGAUACACAUCCGACGAUGGCUGUAUCAUCAGAGAACUUCUUGAGGUUACAGCUCCCAGAGUUGUAGCUGAAGUCUGAGGUGUACAGGGUGAAGAGGAAGGGGGAGAGCACUGUCCCUUGGUCUGUGCAGGAGGUAGUCCACGGUCCAUGCAGCUGGGUCACAGUCCACUCCCGCCCUCUCGAGCUUCCCCCUGAGCAGUGAAGGCUGGAUGGUGUUGAAAGCACUGAAGAAGUCAAAAAACAUGACCCUCACAGUGCUGCCAGUGUUCUCCAAGUAAGCCAUGGACCUCUGCAGCAGGUAGAUGACUACAGUAGCACCAAUGCUUUUUACUGUCACAUUGACUGGGCCCCAUUUGUAAUCAUCUGAAGUAUUAACUUCAUUAUAUCUGAAUUUAACUGGAACGAUAUGAGCGAGCACAAGCGUCUGUUUGUGGGCGGGGCUUGCUGGAUUAGAAAGGGAGGGGAGAGGAGGAGCUGAGGGGAAAACUGGUUGGGAGGGGUAGAAGAAGAAGAACUUUAUUGAUCCCCGAAAGGAAAUUCAAUUGUCUGUUGUCUCACGAAAUAUGUCUAUAAAAGUUAUCUACUAUUUAAACAAGAGUUAUAAAGUCUAAUGGCUGUUGGUACAAAAGAUCUUCUGAAUCUUUCUGCCCUGCAGAGAAGAGAGAGGAGCCGUCCACCACCAUUGGCCCUUUAGUCCAUCAAGAUGUUGUGAAGUGGGUGAUCCAUGUUCUUGAGAAUAGACUCCACCUUCCUCAGUGUAGAUCUCUCCACCACAUCCUCCACUGAGUCCAGCUUGAGUCCUACCACAGAGCCAGCCUUUUUCACCAGUUUGUUCAGACGUCUUGCAUCUUUGUGUUUGAUGCUUCCUCCCCAGCAGACUGCAGCGUAGACCAGCACACUUGCCACCACAGACUGAUAAAACAUCUGCAGCAUCUACUGAUGUCUAUUGAUCAGAGUCUUCUCAGGCAAAAGAGGCGGCUCUGCCCCUUUCUGUAGAUGAAGUCUAUAUUCUUAGACCAAUCCAACUUAUUAUCCAGGUGUACACCUAGGUAUCUAUAUGAUGUCACCACUUCGAUGUCCACUUCACAGGUGUUCAUUGGCUGAAGAGGGGGUUUGGAUCUACGAAGUCUAUGACCAUCUCCUUUGUCUUUGAGGUGUUGAGGAGGAGGCAGUUUUUGUGACUCCAGUCACUGAAGGUUCUUAUCAGAUCUCUGUAUUCAGCUUCUUGUCCAUUUCUGAUACAUGCCACGAUAGCAGUGUCAUCUGAGUAUUUCUGGAUGUGGCAGGACUCAGUACUGUAUUUGAAGUCUGAUGUAUACAGUGCGAACAGGAAUGGCGCCAGCACUGUCCUUUGUGGAGCCCCUGUACUGCUCAUUAAUGUCCCAGAAACACAGUUCCCCAGCCUGACAAACUGUGGCCUUCCUGUCAGGUAAUCUGUGAUCCAGGAAACACAGGAAGGAUCCACUCCCAUCUCUGCGAGCUUGUCUUUGAGUAUGGAGGGUUGGAUGGGGUUGAAUGCACUUGAAAAGUCAAGAACAUGAUCCUCACAUAAACCCCAGGUUCCUCCAGAUGAGACAGGGCAUGGUGAAGCAUGUAGAGGACAGCACCAUCCACUCCAAUGUGUGCUUUGUAUGCAAACUGCAGGGAGUCCAGUUUGUCUUUGACCUCAGACUUCAGAAGGUGUAGAAUCAGCCGCUCCAGGGUUUUCAUGAUGUGUGAAGUGAGGGCCACUGGUCUGUAGUCAUUGAGUUCAGCAGGACAUUUUGUUCUUAGUACUGGCUCAAUGCAGGAUGUUUUCCACAGAGCAGGUACCCGCCCCAGCUGUAGACUCAGGUUGAAGAUCUUGUGGAGAGGUUGACACAGUACUGCAGCACAGUCUCUAAGCAGCUUUGGAUGAACACCAUCUGGACCAGCUGCCUUCCCAGGACAAAGUCUUCCAAGUUCCAUCCUCACCCCUGUUUGGGUGACAGACAAGGACUGGUGUUCUAGGAGGGAGGCAGUUGAAGUGGUUGAGAUAUUUAAACAAGAUGGAGGAGGAAGGGGAGAAGUUGUAGUGGAGAUUUGUUGCGGAGAGGAAGGUGGAGUAGCAGUGCAAGUGGGAGUGACAGCAGUGUCAAAUAUGUUGAAGAACAGGUUGAGUUCAUCAGCUCUUUUCACAUCACCCACCACUAGCUGUCUUUUCUUUUGACUGCUGUGUCCAUAGAUGGUACUGAUUCCUCUCCACACUUCACGGAUGUUGCUGUGUUGUAGAUUAUUCUCUGUAGUGUUUACAUUUAAGUUUUUUCCCCAAAACUGACACUUCCUCAGCCACCACCCCUACCUUUAAGGUAAUAAAAGGUGACACACUGGCCGUUUUUUUCAUGUAAAGCCAGAAUCAUGCCUUUAAAUAAUAAUAUCAACCUAUUUACCUUAGUUUGCACCCAUUGUGUGCAGCCUAAAUAGAAAAAUGUGGAUGGACACACCCUGAUUCACCCUGUGCCAUACAUCUCAGACAAGGGGCUCUAUUUUCGUGCCUCGCCAGAGAUGUGCCGCAGGCGCAGCGUAAGUCAGGUCCGCCCUGUUCCCAAGGCAUUCCCAAGCACAAUUUGGUAUUUUGGUGAGUGGCGCAGCCCGUCAUAAGUAUCCCCCCUCCCUAACGCAGCUCCUCCCAGCGGCGUAAGUCAUAGCGAAGGAGGAGAGAGGGCAUGGAGCGGGUUUAACACAGCCGAGACCAAUCACAUAAGCUCCUCUCCUUACCUUUAAAUCCGCCACCGGCGAGGUGUAUUACUAUUUUCGUGAAGUAGUCUAAGAGAUCAAGAGAUGUCUGAAGACAGCAAUGCCACACGAUGGCGACAGAAGGCAGCUCCUCAACAAGUGUCACUGUAAGCGCUGCAUUGGGCGUCCUCCACACUCUCUCAUUUGAGCACAGAUGGAUUUGGUGUGUGUAAUGUUGGACCCACUGGUAAGACAAACACCCUUUUACACAAAAAAAAGACACUCACAUAAAGUUGCAUAUAUUCAAACCUCAUGUGACAAAGGUGAGUUGAGCGCACAGAUCACAACAUUAACUCCAAAAAUGGCAUUAAAAUCGGAACCAUCUGUGCGUAAUGACGCAUCGCGCUCCGUGGCCUGGCUCUUUUUUUUCAUAGAUGUUGGCAUAUAAAAUAAAUUUGACUCACAAAACUGAAUAUUAUAAUAUUUGUAUGUAGGCUUAAAGUAAAUAACUCAUCUGAUCACUGAAACAAAUAAUCUGUUCAGCCGCAGCAGCAGCAAAAGGACGGGGAAAGGACACAGAGACAUGUCCAGGUCGAGCUGCAUGAGAAAUAAGAAGAAGAGGAAGAAAGAAAAGGAGGGAGACGAAUUAAAUAUCUUGUUGACUACAUCAUGUGUGUUUAUUUACUAGAUAUUUAAUUUAAUUUUAUGUGGUUUCAGCUGUGUUGAUUCUGUCAGGUAGUGUGUCCAAACGCGUGCCAAACGCACUCAUCAGAUCAGAUAUAGAUCAGAAUAUAUCUAUAUAGAUCUAAAUGUAUGUGCUGACUCAGAUUAAUAGUUGAUGAUGAUUAUUUAUUGCACUGAAAUGUGCCUGACACUGUGGAAACCUGCCGGACGUAUGCAGAUACGCCGCCGGUCUACCAAAAUCCCACUAGAUCAGCUGCGCUCCGCCUGCACUGAAUGCUGACCAGGUUUGAAUUGUCAAGCUUUCAGCGCACUUUACACACCACUGGCGAGCACGAAAAUGUCACUGCGCCCGCUGAUUCUGUCGACACCUCCCCCUGCCAUGCCACCAUGCCCAUCUUGGCGGAUCUCGGUUCGCCUCUGUGCGCCUCAGUCCACGAAAAUACCAAACUGGCUGUACGCCGGGCUCCGCCAAACAAAAAUACAACUGCGCGGGGUCUGCCACCCUCCGUCGCCUCACUGGCGUACACGAAAAUAGAGCCCCAUGUGUUUUAGAUCCUUAAAAAGGGUGCAGAUUUAAAUGAAUGUCAAAAUUACUGUAGAUGUUAUAAACAGAGCUCAGCUGAUGAACCUCUAUCCAGAUUGCAGCUCUGUACAUGAACGCAUUUAUUCUGAUUUGACUGUGACGGAGCAGGAGAGAUGAUGCUUUGCUCAUGUUGGAAAGACCAGGAGAUUUAACAGCAGCCCAGCCAUCAGUGGGCCGUAGUUAGUGUGGCUAUUGUAUUAAACAACAUUGUAACUAUUGUAACAAUGUUUUUAUACAGACCCGUUAACAAACACCAUCAGUACAGAAUCACAAAAACACUCCAUCUUGUUGUUUAUGGUUUAGUUAUCCCCAGAUAAUGUGGACCAGAUCAAAGUCACCCCCCGAUGAAAGCCAACACAAAAAGAGGCGAAAUUUCUAUGCAUAAAGAUAUUUUCAGGAGCCCUCAUAAAUAAUUUUCAAAUACCAGAAUUAGACUCAUGAGUAUCAAAGUAACCUGCUAAGGUGCUGCUGGUUCAUAAGCUUCUGGCACAAUGUGUUGAACAUUUAAAGGUCUUAAUCACAAGCUACAGUUCAAGAAUAAGAUUAAUGUAUUCUUCAUUUUUUGAACCUCUUUCGCUUUCAUUCAUAAACUUUUUUGAAUCAUAAACCAGAGACUGUUUUUAAAACCAACUUCUCAUUUUAUCAGGAAUAAAAAGACAGAUGGACACAUUUUUAUCUGCUGUCCUUUAUCAGACCACAGUUAAAGUAAAGUACAGGCCAAAAGUUUGGACACACCUUCUCAUUCAAUGUCUUUUCUAUAUUUAUUUAUAUGACCAUUUACACAAUAAACACCAAUAAACACAUGUGGAAUUUUGUACUUAUAAAAAAAGUGUGAAAUAACUGAAAACAUGUGUUAUAUUCUAGUUUCUUUAAAAUAGCCACCCUUUGCUCUUAAUGACAGAAGUACUUAGUGACUGACUCUGUUAGUCAUGAAGUAACCCUGACAUGGCACACCUGUGAAGUAAAAACCAUUUCAGGUGACUACCUCAUGAAGCUCAUUGAGAGAACAGCAAAAGUUUGCAGCGCUCUCAAAAAAGCAAAGGGUGGCUACUUUGAGAAAUAUAAAAUAUAAAACAUGUUUUCAGUUAUUUCACACCUUUUUCUUAAGCACAUGAAUCCACGUGCUCAUUCAUAGUUUUGAUGCCUUCACUGAGAAUCUACAAUUAAAAUAGUAAUAAGAAUAAAGAAGAUGCAUUGAAUGAGAAGGUGUGUCCAAACUUUGGGCCUGUACUGUAUAUUACUGUAAGAACAUUACUACAGGAUAUUUCUGUGUUAACGUAAAACUGAGCAAAUACUAUGUGGAGCAAACUUUCAAUUAGGCUCCAUUGGUGAUCACAUAGUACUCUGCUCAGCUGAAGCAAAACCCCUGAAGAUGUAGUCCCUGUCUAACACAUCCAUCCAUCAAUAGUGUUUUUGUGUGUCCUUUGUCCCGUAGACUACCCAUGGCGUUGGAAAACUCUGGUGCUGAUGGACUCCGCCCUCAUUAAAUGGAUCUAUCUGCCUGACUUCUACACUGUGCCUAACUCCAGAAACCUCAUAGGUCUGUCUUUGUUUUUAUCUCUGUGUUUUCACAAAGUCAGCUACACUUGUGAAUUUAUUCAUAUUCACAAAACUACUUUUGAGUGGAACAUAUCAGCCUCAAUAAGUUUAUUUUACACACACCUUAUGGCACUAUACAUACAAAGAGUACACUCUAUUUAUAUAGUUCAUUUUAGGAACAGGUGUCACAAAGUGCUCCACAACAACAAAUUAAAAGACUAAAACAUCAGGAUAUAAACAAAUACAUGUCAAAAAAGUCACAAAUGGGUCUACAGCUGCUUUUUGAAAACAUCCAGUGUUCACAGUUCUCAGGUCCAGAUGGAGAUGGAUCCAAAGUUUAGCAGCAACCACGUCAAACAUAGAAGCUCAGAACAGGGUUUAAUUUGAGUAUGUUGAGAGUUAAGACAAAAUUAAUAAAAAAAUAAAUCUUGGGUAGAUCCAAAACUCACUGAAAGGAUUUAACAUCAGGAUCCUCCAGGAGGAGGUGGAUGGUAUACCUUGGGAAAGAUGAGGUCUGGGUUGACUUGCUUUGGCUGCUGCUUCUGUGUCCUGACCCUGAAUACGUAAACAGAUGGAUGGAUGGAUGGUAAAUGGAUGGAUGGGGUUUGUUAAGGACAGAACACCAGGGAAUGCAGCAGGAAACAAAGAAAAGUUUUAGGAUGAGUUGUUAAAAAAAGAUAGACCAAAGACAGAAGAAAAGAAUGAAGACAGAGCUGUCUAGUUUGAGUUAGAGAGGUGAGUGGUGAGUAUUGAAGCAGAUGUCUUGAUAUCAUCCAGCCAAUCAGUGACAGUAUUAAACUUCAACAUUAUAAUACAUCCUCAACACCACUGAGAACUCUGAAGUAGAAGUCAAUGUACAGACCGAUGCUGAUUAUUAUUGAUAUAUUUUUCUUUAAUUCCCAUCUGUAGCGGACUUUGUGCUGCUGAUGUGUGCUUCUCAGCAGUGGAAGGUGUUUGACUGUGAGCACACAGAGGAGUGGAUGGUUCUGGCAGGAGAAAACACUGAUGACCCUGAACCAAUGGAGGGUCGACUGUUUAACCCUGCUCCUAAUUUUAUCAACUGCAGGUAAAUAGAGGUGGUUCCCCUCACAUGACUGGUCAGUCUUUGUGUCAGAGUUUCCCAUUGUCCCAAGAAAAGGUCAGUUUCUCACUUAAACCUUAUCUUUAAGAUUUUUGGACUUGUUCUAUCUCUUCCUCCCACAGGAGCUACCUGGACAUGGCCAAAGUCCUGGUGUUUCGUCACCUCUUCUGGUUGGUGCUAUCAGUGGUCUUUAUUACUGGGGCCACCAGGAUCUCUGUGUUUGGACUCGGCUACCUCCUCUCCUGCUUCUUUUUUCUUCUGUUUGGGACCCGGUUGUUUGUUAAACCAUCCAGAACCCGCCUGGUCCUGUGGGACUGUCUCAUCAUCUAUAAUGUGGGAGUCAUUAUAUCUAAAAACUUGUUAUCAGUAAGUAUGACGCUCAUUAGCUGAUGCUACUUUGGACCUUCGAAAUACAUUGCAAAAGCAGCAGCUGGCAGCGAGGGUAUCUACUGUUUGGUUAAUAAACCGGUGGUGCAGGUGUGUGAACUGUAAGGUAAGGCCCACAAAUCAAGAAAACUACUUGUGCUCAUGAGUGGGCCUUCAUAACAGCACUACCUCGGGAUUUUUGGGAACCUGAACACACCAGUGGCUCACAUGUGGAUAUAUUCUACAUAGUCCAACAAGAGUUCCCUCACUGAACAAAGCUGUUCUUGCACCAAAGUUGUAAUAGAAAAUGUUGAGUGCCCUUUAAGUGCCUGUGCAGCUGGUGACCAUAGAGAGUAAUCUGUCUGCCUUUGUCCCAACAACAACCUUCAAAGAGGAGCCUAAGAGGAGCAUCACGAACAGCUUUCUUCCUUGCCAAAACUUUUAUGAGUUUUAUAAUGCAGUCUGUGGCUGAUGCUCACAUGUCUGCUGCCAAGAGGAAAUAGAUAAAAGAGUGAGUCCGAGCACAUCUGGGCAUUAAAAACCUGUGCCCAUGCCUGGGCUAUGUAGUGCUGUGUUGUAAAGAAAUAUCAGGGUCACCUGCCCUGUGGGGUCAGUCAUUUGGAACAUGUAACUAGGUGGAGAGACACUGUUGAUCCAGUUGAGAAUGGGGAUUAUUAUAGUCAGAUCAAACAUGUAGUGAUGAUGGAAGACAAACCAUUAGCCUUCAGUUUGCUCCAGAUGUUUUUCCUGUUGGUUUUAGUCUAGAGUGUAUCUAUGUAUUUCUGUAAAAUCAUUCCCUUUGCUCUGGGUUUUUAGGAUAAGAUGAUCUGUUGACAGCAGACCUGCUCACACCUGUGAGCUCACUCUGUUUUUUUUUCAUAUAAAUGUACACACAGCAACUCUGAUCGGUUUAUCAGGUUGACAGUCAACUCUGUAUGUAGAGUUAGUUCCUCUGCCAAGGGUAGGUAAAGGUAAUAUUGUGUGACUUUGAGGUUGGUCAAAGUUACUGUGGUGUCAUCUGUGGUGCCUUUAACAUUUUGUACGAUUUUGUACUUUUCUUGUGUAACUCUGUGCUGGAGUAGUUUAGCCACCUUGAAACUGAUGAUGACUUAGAAAGUAAGUCUUUACUCUCCAGGGUGAUAGAGAGCUGUCUUUAUGUGAUGGAAAAAUGUUAUUCACUGACCUGACCUGACCUGACAUCCUUUGUGUGUGUGUGUCUAUGUGUUUGUGUGUCUGUGUUUGUGUUUCAGAUCCUUGCUUGUGUGUUCGUGCGUCAGAUGCAGCAAGGCUUUUGUUGGGUGAUCCAGCUUUUCAGUCUGGUUUGCACAGUCAAAGGCUACUAUGACCGUAAGUUACGCUGAUACCAGAUUGUAAUGAUAAACAUAUGACAGUAAUUAACUUAAAUUAAGAGUUUGGUGUUUUUUUACAGUACAUCUCUGUAUGUUGGUUCAAGAGCAGGUGUCUGGUCAGGCAUUCAAGUCUUGUUUUUAAAUACACAGCUGCAUGUAGAUGCUUUUUAAUGUAAGAGACACACCUGACUAACAUAACCAUAAGUGUGUAACUGUGUGUGUGUGUGUGUGUGUGUGUGUGUGUGUGUGUGUGUGUGUGUGUGUGUGUGUGUGUGUGUGUGUGUGUGUGUGUGCGUGCAUGCCUGCGUUUGUGUGUGUGUGGGCGCAUGUGCUUUUUCCCCCCUGGACAGCAAAAGCAGUGACUGACAAGACCUGCAGCCUCCCAGUAGAAGAGGCUGGCAUUAUCUGGGACAGCAUCUGUUUUCUCUGCCUUUUGCUGCAGAGGAGGGUCUUUCUUAGUUUCUACUUUCUGCAUGUGGUGGCAGAGAUACAGGCUACUGCUAAACAGGCCUCAAGGUACAGCACCAUGCAAACAUAGAUCACUGUCUGAAUCAAAGAGCUGAUGCUGAACACAAGACUGUAAAAGUACACAGAAAUGAAAAUCCCAACUCUGCAGUUAUGUUGAUAAAGCCAUCAAACUUUUCAUUUAAAAAUAUCUGACUUUAUUGAACUUUUUUCAAGUGUUCCAUGUCUCCUAUUAAUGUAACCUCAUGUGCUGUGUACAGAGACCCCCACUGAAGCGCUUUAUGGCUGUACUGUCAGAUGAGAUGUUCAAUAGAAAUGGGAAAUAUUGAAAGUCUGGCUGUAACAUUUUAGAAAGUAUUGGUUCUUUUGAUAGAUUUGGUACUAAACCCCAAAAUGGAGCUGAUUCCAAAAAAAUAAUCUGACACCGUUCAUUGAUUGGCCCAAAUGCAGCUGCUGUGAAAAAUGCCUCUCUGGUUGGCAGUGACUUUCUAACUAAUGCAUUGACAGCGUUUUUUUCUUUCUUCCAGGGGUUUUGAGCUUUUUAAAGCCAGCAUUGUAAGAAACAUUCAGUUCCACCAACAAGCUGAGAGAAAAUCAUUAUCACAGCUCAAGAGAUCGUAAGUAUAAUAAAUUUAUUUGAGAACCCCUAAACAACAGCUGAAUAGUCAAUUCAAACGUAUACUUGACCCCAUAUCUAUGUUGUUCUUGUUGCAAAACAAAAUGCACUUAUAUAGUAUAAAGAGCAUGAUUUUAAAAAUAAAUUUGACAAAAAUUUCAACAGGGAGCUGAUGAACCUCUUAUAGUCCUGAUAUCCAGGGAAAAAUGUCAGUACUCCUGUUUUUAACUCUCCUCCUCUUUUUCUUGUUUCGUCUCCCCAGAAUGCAGAGAAUACGUUCAAAGCAGCAAAAGUACAGAGAUGGACACAAAACUAGUGAGGGAACCGAGAAAAGUCUGAGUACUGGUGGGUGGAAAAAAAACUAUCUUUGUUUCUCUCCAUUCAGUUCAGUUCAAUUCAAGUCAAAUGAGCUGGAGUAGCAUUAAAAGCUAAACAAUAUUAUAUUUCAUUACAUACUGAUAUAAAAUAAUAGAAACAAUUCAGCAAACACAUGUUAUUGAUACAAGGGAUGCAGUUGAGAGGUCACUGUAAUUAAAUCAAAUACAGUUAAAAACUAAACAGGUAAUGGAUAUGACACAGUGAAUCUGUAUGCAGUUAUAUCACAGCUCAAUAAUAACAGAGUGAGGAUCAGACUGCUCCUCUGGGAUUCUUGACACUGCACUCUAGGACUUGGGGCUCUAUUUUCGUGCUUUGCCAGAGACGUGAUGCAGGCACGGCGUAAGUCAGGUCCGCCACGCUGACAAGGCGUUCCCAAGCACAAUUUGGUAUUUUGGUGAGCGGCGCAGUCCCCCCUCCCUAACUCAGCUCCUCCCAGUGGUGUAAAUCAUAGCGAGGGAGGAGAGAGGGCGUGGAGUGGGUUUAACACAGCUGAGACCUGUAUUGACCAAUAACAUCAGCUCCUCUCCUUGCCUUUUUUCUCCUUGACUAUUUUCGCAAAGUAGUCAAAGUGAUCAAGAGAUGUCUGAAGACAGUAAUGCCACACGAUGGCGACAGAAGGCAGCCCCUAAACAAGUGUCACUGUAAUUGCUGCAGAGGGAGUCCUUCACACUGUCUCAUUUGAGCACAGAUGGAUUUGGUGUGUGUAAUGUUGGACACACUAGUAAUACAAACACCUGUUCCACAAAUGAAGACACUCACAUAAAGUUGCACAUAUUCAAACCUCACGUGACAAAGGUGGGUUGUGCGCAGAGAUUACAUCAUUAAUUCCAAAAAUGGCAUUAAAAUCGGAACCAUCUUUGCGUAAAUGAUGCAUCAGGCUCAGUGGCCUGGCUCUUUCUUUCAUAGAUGUUGGCAUAUAAAAUAAAUUUGGCUCACAAAACUGAAUAUUAUAAUAUUCGUAUGUAGGCUUAAAGUAAAAAACUCAUCUGAUCACUGAAACAAAUCAUCAGUUCAGAUGCUGCAGCAGCAGCACAGGGAGAGGACACGGAGACAUGUCGAGGUUGAGCUGCUUGAAAAAUAAGAGGAAGAGGAAGAAAGAAAAGGAGGGAGACGAAUUACAUAUCUUGUUGACUUCGUCAUGUGCAUCUAUUUACUAGAUAUUUAAUUUAAUUUAAUGCGGUUUCAGCUGUGUUGAUUCGGUCAGGUUGUGUGUCCAAACGCGUGCCAAACGCACUCAUCAGAUCAGAUAUAGAUCAGAAUAUAUCUAUAUAGAUCUAAAUGUAUGUGCUGACUCAGAUUAUUAGUUGUUGUUGAUUAUUUAUUGCACUGAAAUGUGCCUGACACUGUGGAAACCUGCCGAUGAGGCAUCGGUGACGUAUGCCGAUAUGCCGCUGGUCUACCAAAAUACCACUAGACCAGCUGCGCUCUGCCUGCGCUGAAUGCUGACCAGGUUUGAAUCGGCGAGCUUUCAGCGCACUUUCCAUGCCACUGGUGAGCACGAAAAUGUCACUGCGCAAGCUGAUUCUGUUGACACCUCCCUCUGCCAUGCCACCACGCCCAGCUUGGCGGAACUCGGUGCGCCUCAGUCUACAAAAAUACCAAACUGGCUGUACGUCAGACGAAAAUACCACUGUGCGGGGUCCUCCACCCUCCGCCGCCUCACUGGCGGACACAAAAAUAAAGCCCUUGGACUUGGACUUGUGUUCAUCUCUGCUGCCUACAUCUUCACACUGUCUCCUUUAGUUUUUAUUUUACUAAAGCUCUUCUUACAUUUACAACAUAGAUUUCUUUUACUGAACAUUUUUUAACUCUUAGUUGGAAAGAACUCUCCAAAACCAGAUGAGAUAAGAAAGAGCCUGGACACAUUGCUUUUUAUUAAUUGUAGAGAAGGAUAUUGUUUUGUUUUUUUAAACAUUGAAUUAUGAUUUAACCGUUAAAUCAUAAUUCAAUGUAAAACCUUCACUGUGGCUAUUUCUCUGAUCUAAAGCGUCUCUCUUCUCUUUUCAGACACCUACACAGACAAAAAGAAGUCCAAAAAGACAAAGUGGCAUCCGCCAUGGUUAGACCAUGCCACAGGUGAGACGAGGAAGUGCUGUGCGACAGAUGUACUGGUUUAAGUGGAAUAAUUUUUCUGACCCAGCGUCCUGUCUUCUGUAUGUGUUAAAACUGGACUGUGGUUUUUCUUGGACAGUGCUCUACUGCGGAGACUACUACCUGUUUGAGUCAGACAGUGAAGAUGAAGAUCUUCAGUCUGAGGAUCAGAAGCCUCAGAAACAGACCGCCUGUCAGGUCAGAAAGCUGAUUUAUAAAAUACAAACUUUAAAAUAUGAACUUUUGUACAACAGUUAGUUCUGACGAGACAGUCUGAUCAGACAAAAGGCAGUCCAUUUUACUUUUUACCAUGUUUACUGUUGACUUCAGCGGACCACUGCCUCAGAGAACCUGAGAUUAUUAAGUGGCAUCUUGCAGAACUGACUUGGUAGAACUGGACUAUAACACUUGUAAUAGUACGCCUGAAUUGGUGUAUUAUCACCUGAAUAUUUAAGUUAUUUGUUUUUGUUAAGUUAGAGUGAGUCUUUAGUGUCAGGAGCAGGUCCCCCCAUCAUGCCUCUACUGUAUCAAAGAACAGACAAACUAGUAAAGACAAAGACAAGAGAACACGAAGAAGAAGGGGAGGAGGAGAGAGGUUGUUGUAUUUAAUAAUUUCUGUAGUAGUCUGUGAUGGUAAAAACUUGACAAUGAAGGAACAGACUUAUCAUGCACCACAGGAACCAUGCAUAUGAGAUGUGCAGCUGAGUGAAGAGCUGGGCUUAGUAGAAUAGACAGCUGACUUUGUGCUGAUGAAUCUUUGUUUUUCUCAUAGCUGGCAUACCAAGCAUGGGUGACCAGUGUGAAAUCAGCUCUAAGAGAACGGCAGAAGCACCAGAGACUGCUGAGAGGAGCUGAGAAGAAGGAGAAAGAGACAGGAGGAGUGAACUCGCAGCAGGAUGCUUUCUCUGUCAUGGGUAUGGUGUUUAACCAUCUUUCUUACAUCAGCUGCAUCAGAACAGACAAAAGAGACGCAAACAAGCCACACUAGCAACCAAUAGUCAGUCAGUCUCUGCAUCCUUCAAAGACCUAAUUAACUUCAUCUUCACUCAUGUGAAUGGACUGAAGGACUGUGAUUUCUUCAGUCAUCUGACCAUCCAAAGCACUUCUCCUCAUCCUGGUGUUGCUUUCUCUGCCCCAUGUUCUGACCUUACUUUUUUUGCAUGAGAGGAUUGGCUGUGAGAGCUGGCACAGAAGAUGGUGGUUCUGGGGUGCCCAAACUAACUUUUGGCCUCCUUGAGGUGUUUUUGGCCUAAUUUAAUGAAAUUAAGGAAGAUGAAGGAGCAAACCCUUAAAUACCUUACCUUUGUGAAUCUACAGUCUACAAAAAAAAUGUUUGAAAAUACCUUUGCACUGAAUUCACAGAUGACAUCUUCUGCAUUUUAAAAACCUUUAACCUGUCAGUAUCAACACUCUGUAGUUGUUUGAUAUAAGUCCUUAUGAAUCAAAAAGACAGUGUGAAUUAGCCAACAAAUCACCUCUAUCUGUGGAUAGUUAUCUCUCUUAUCUGUCUGCCUCUCUGUCCUCCACUGCCUUUGAUGAAUGUUUUUUAUGAUUAAUGUUAAUUGAUUUCAAACAGUAGUUACCCGUAAUUACACGUGUUUCUAAAUGAUGAGUGGGAGGAGCAGAGUCAGCAGAAAAUGUAAUUAUUUGACCUGAACCAAAGUAACAUCCCUUAUUAUCCCACUCAGGAACUGCUACCAACCAAGGGUACAAACAGGUCAGCAGUAAGCGUUGAUCCUAAGAUGAUUUCAUUGAUUUGAAAAGAGUUCACUGCUGCAGCCAUAAAGCAGUCCCCAGGUUUGAUAGUUAGUUGCACCUCCAUAACAAGAAUUAUUUGUAUCAGCUCUUUUGGGGUUGAAAUAACACCAAACAUAAAAUUUUUAUUUGCUUUAGAUGUUAAUAUCAUUGCAUUAAACAUGUAACACAUUAGAAUUCAGGUUUUUCUUAAUAAUAACACUGUUUUUAUUGGCAGACUGUACAAAAUGCUGAAAAAAUAAGAGGUACACCCACACACAAUACGCAGUUUCUGUUGGUGUUUUCCUCUUAGUCGUCCUGUAAUACACUCAAAGCCGAAGACGAGUUGUAGCAUGUGUAGAUGCUUGACUUUCACUCUGCUCUCUGUGUGCUUUAACUGACUUCCAGUUUCUUCCCUUUUCACCGCUGGUGAGUGGUCAGCCAUUAACCCCCAAUCUAAAGUUUGGUGCUCUCCAAAUGAGCUGAGAGUUACAUUAAAAAUAUCCUUCAGGUUGUUUACUGACACUGUAGGAAUAUAGCAUUUUAUCUUGCUGUUAAUUAGAAGACUUGACAGGAUAUUUGACCAAGUAUUAAGUGUGUGAUCUGGCACUGAUGCCAAUAACCACAGUCAAUGGGGUUUUCAGAUCUCUCAUGGUGAGUUAAUGCUGGUGCCUCACAUGAUAAUACUUUGUUAGCCAUAACUGAGAGACAGAUCAUUUUUAUGAUUUCACUGAAACAACAACAACAACAACAACAGUCAGGUAAAAAUGUCACUAAUUUGUAAAAAGCUCUGUCUUUAAGUGUUUAUUCUGAAGCCUUUUAAAUACCUGCUCUCACUGAAGGAAACCUUACUCAGGAUUAAGACUAAAGAUAGAUAGAAGAUAAAUACAAAGCAGUUUAAAUUUAAUCAUCACGAUUUUCUGCCCCCUCUAAAAGUUUGGCAGAAGAUGGGAGAGAGCUCUUCUGUUUGUUGUCUCCCAAAUUAAGGAGCUGUGAAAUAAAAAUACAUGAAGAGAGUACAGCCUGCCACAUGAGUAGAAUUUCAAAAGCAUCUUCAUCAAAUAAAUAGUGGAGCACAUUGCUUUAAUGACGUAAAUGCUGCAUCCUCAAUUACUUGACAGUUAGUUCAUCCUCAGCCAAACUUACGGGCUCAUGAGCCAAUAUUUGUUAGAUUAUAUUUUACUGUACAAUUACACAAUUGAUAGUAAGUCAUACAUUACUCACACUGUUAAUCUAAGUGUUGUCUUGAUUAAUUGAUGUGCUCAUGAUCUGAUUGCAUCUGUGCGCCCCUGUAGGGUGUGGUGACAAUGAUGUGUUUGAGGACCUUACUGUUCAGGAGGAGGAGGAGGAGGAGGAGGAUCAAGACUCUGGUGAGUUCAUCAAAAAUUACCGUCACAUGUGGUUUUCUUUGUAUUUGUGAUGAUGAGUGUUGGUUAUCUGUGUAAACAAUGUUAUGUUUACACUUGCAAGUAAGAGUUAAAUGGAAAAGAAAAAUACAUCAGGUCUUAACUCUGAGCAGAACUGCUUAGAUUUUCUCAAGACAAAUGUAGAUAAAAACAGGUGUUCAUAGUUUGCAUAUCACUUCAACCCUGUAUUUAUUGGAAAUUUAGUGCACUGUUUAGACAGACAAUGGUAUUAGGGUGAUUUCCACUACAGAGUAGUGUCUACUUUUGAUGCAGAGCUGCUUUGGGGUCAUGGCUAUCUGGUGUUUAUUUUUAGCCUUUUCCUUUUAUGUACAGAUAUUUCUCCAGAUUAUUUAAAUCUUUAAAUGGUAUUUUGUUCUCUUCUUUUCUCUGAGGAAGUAUUUGCUCACGUUGUCUCUCUCAGAGCAGUGAAUCUAUUCCCACCUUUGCUCCUGAGGGACUAGCCUCUUAAAUCCCCUUUUUAAAGUUUCAAAAUAAAACAGAAAAUACAAGACAAAAACAUGAAGUAAAUGAUAACAGGAAACGUAUUAGUCCACAGCAGAAGAGAAAAAAAUAACAACUCUGGGACUUCUUUGAAUAGGCAGAAAGUCCUGAAGAGAAUAUUUCAGCACAGGCCCUGUUCUAGCCCUUUACUGUAAUGUCUUUCCGCUCUGGUCUUUUUCUCUGUCUGUGUUUUGCAGGUCAUGGGGAGAUGGUUCAGAGGAUUUUAGAUAUUUUGUGCUUUAUUUGGGCCAUUAUUCUGGCCAUGGUGGACGGACUGACUCAGUGGCUCAAUCUGUUGACAAAACAGUACAGAGAUAUAUCAACUGUUUUGUGCAAUGAGCGCUACUUCAUCAUUCAUAAGAUACAGCAGGUAAACCAGACAAGAGAAUAAGGACACAGAUCUUUAAAAAGGGUUGUCAGUGGAGAUGCUUCUGUUGUCAUUUUGGUUUCAUAUGUCAUCUUAGACGUUGUAAUUGUAUUUAAUUAAAAUCUUAUUAAUUUUGAAUUUGAUCUAUCUUACAUUUGUGCAAAUGAAUGACUGAGUCAUCAAAUCAAUCUUCAUACUUGUAUGUGUCUCUCCCUGACUGGAAGAAUCGUACAUCAGCGUACCCCACAGAUGAUCAGGUAUCUCAGGGAAGUGAGAGCUCCACUCUGGAGACCUGCCUGGAUGACACUGAUGCAGAAAACUCAACCAAGUACAGGUCAGUCUAGAUGACCAUGUCACUCUUUUUCCAAACAAAGUAAGAACAGGCACCACACAAAGGGGGAUGGGUGAGACCUGGACUGUUAUCAAACAUAAACAUUAUUCAGUCCCUGUACCCUGUGUUUUGGUCUUGCAUUUAUCACAGCAAACAAACACAUCUUGAUAUACACUAUAUAUAGGCAUCUCCCUGUAUGUUGAAAGAAACAAAAAAGCAUACAAUGAACAAAAAUAACAAUAAUGAAGUUCGGACCUGGAUCAUAUUGCAUUUCACUGGCUGUUUGCUAGUAACUAACAAAUCAGAAAUAAAAUUGUUUAAUAUUGGGGAUACAGUAUGAAAAACAAGACUCACUUUUCUCUGAUGGUGGUUCUGAUGUGUUUCUGUUUUACCUGUGCGCUUUUGACCCCUUUUGCAGCUGCACAGAGGUGGACAGCAGGGGUUUGAUGGAUCAGUCUGACUCUGGGCUGAGACACUACAGCACCUUGCUCUCAAGUCCAGAGCCCCCAUCUAGCAGCACAGAGCUGUUAGCCCUGCCAGCUAAACAACACAGACACUCAAGGACUGCCAGUGAACUUCUUGGAGACAGGUAGAUACUGGAUGACUUUAGUUUUGUCCUAUUGUUCUAUCAUUGAAACACUGCUGAUGCAUACCUAUGUGAGUAUAAGUUUUUAUUAUUAAUAAAUUGACUGUUUUCUCCUUGUUCAGGGAGUUCUACAUUGAGGAGCUGGAGCAGAGCAGAGACUUCUACAGCAGCCAGAACCGUCUGCUGAAGCUGCUGUUUUCCAUGUACAACCUGCUGGCAGCCAACUCAGAACUUGUCUGUUAUUUUAUCAUUGUUUUAAACAAUGGGGUCAGCGCUUCUGUGAUAUCCCUGGUCCUACCCAUACUUGUGUUCCUGUGGGCCAUGUUGGCUGUUCCAAGACCUACAAAGAGAUUUUGGAUGACUGCUAUUGUGUACACAGAGGUAUGAACGCUAAGACACAAAGGGACAACUGCUCAUUAUUUCAGGUAGAUGGAGGUUGUUUGUAUUGUCUUACUGCAUGAGUAAAACUGUGUAUUUCACCAAAUUCAAAUGGUUACAGAUCAGAGCAAUGGCCCAGCUUGUGAAUUACUGCCUCCACCGUCUUCUUCUCUGGUCUGACUGCUCUUUCUCUGUCCAGGUGAUGGUGGUUGUGAAAUACCUUUUCCAGUUUGGAUUCUUCCCCUGGAACAGCAUGUACGAGAUGAACCUCAACGAAGGCAAACCCUUCUUUCCGCCUCGUAUCCUCGGCUUGGAGAAGACUGACAACUACAUCAAAUAUGACCUCCUUCAGCUGCUGGUUCUGUUCUUCCACAGAUCACUUCUCAUGGUCAGUUAGGUUCAACUGCCAUCCCAGUACUGUGACAGUAGCUGUGUUUCCAUUACAUUUUUUCGCAAAAUAAAAGCGAUGUUUAUCAAAUUUCUACAAAGUACAAUUGCGAUUUGCGGGUGUUUCCAUUGAAUGGUGUUCAGUGCAUAAGCGAGCCGUCUGCCUCUCGGGAGCCGUGUUUGAAUGGCCGUUGCCUAGCAAUGAGAUAAACUUCCUGCCCGUGUGACCUCGUAUUCCUUAAGCCUUUUUGCACACUAACAUGGAAGAUAUACUUCUAUAUCGACACAUCUGAAAAACCACCUUAUGAGAGCGUAAAAACUUUUUAGCGAUAUUUGAGAGGUUUUGCGAAAUUUAGGUGUUUCCAUAACCAGUUUUCUAUUGCGAUAUCUAGGUUUUGGGCAAAUCUAUGGGUAAUGGAAACCCAACUAGUAUGCAGACACACAAAGAUGGUAGUGCAGGGUGAAGGUGCAGAAAUGGCUGCUUCGACCAUUCAAAAUAUGAAAUGACUUAAAUUUAUAGGUUCAUACAGACUGAACAGAAGGAUGACAUUAUUUGAGAAAAACAUCUUUAACUGACUGUAGAGUGAUAUCAACAGGAGAAAACUGACUGUAUGAGACGUUAAAACUAAGCUUAAGGGAAAGUAGGCACAUUAUAGGCUGCAAAAAAAAUUAUUAUAAGAUUAUACAUAGAUUUGACAAUUAGAUAGAAUUUAGAUUAUAAAAAGAUUUAUUUUCUAAUCGGGGUGUGUGUGUGUGUGUGUGUGUGUGUGUGUGUGUGUGUGUGUGUGUGUGUGUGUGUGUGUGUGUGUGUGUGGACACAGCGAUAUGGCCUGUGGGACCAUGAGGGCCCCCUAUCAGAGCAAAGUCCUCCACCUGAAAGUUGUAAUGAAGAAGAAAAGACCAGACAAGUUAAUGAAAGUCAGAAGGAGGAAGGUGACCAGCUUGAAAAGGUUGGAGAAUUACUUGAUAUUAAUGUCUUUGUGUUACUCCCCCAUCAGCAGCAGAAUGAUGGAAGUUCUGACCACAGAAAAAAACAUCCUUUAGUUAUAGCAUUUUUUUUUCUAUCUACUGAUGUUGUUUUAAAACCCUUUUAGGAUACUGUAGAUCAUGUUGAAUCGAGUACCAGUUCUCCUGACACCACCCUACAACCUCCUUCAGUUGAACCAGUAUCCCUUGGGUCAGAAGAUGGAAAGGGAACUUCGUCUGAGCCGAUAGACAUACAGAUAGCUGUUCCCUGCAGGUCUGUGGAGAUGGAGGAAGGCAAAGAGGCUCCGGAAGAAGACCUGAAGAAAAGGAGUAGUACACGUUUACGCAAGAAAACAAAACAACCUAAGACCCAGCACAGCAAAGGUUUGUGGCUAUCUAAGUAUCUUAGCUGAAGUGGUUGAGUUGAGUUGUGACUCACUAGAAAACUCUGGCUUCUUUUCAUGAAGAUGUCCCACAUCCUCAAACCUGGUACACUCAAUGUUGUUCUGGGACUAGUGUUGCAAAAAGCAUUUAUCAGUAAGCCUUAAUGAGACACUGCCAUUUUAAAAACAGGAACCAAUGAACCAGUGAGAUGCCCUCAUAGAAAUAAGUUUGACCACCAGGACACAUGUAAACAUGAACACUCAAACAGAAAUAUAAUCUUUUUCUGCAGAAACAGUGACUUUGAAACAUGAAUACAUAUGCCUAAUUACAUAAUCGUCAAUACUCAGGUCACACAAAUGACAUUAUUACAACUUCUGACACCUUUGGAAUCAAAAUUAAUAAAACACGAGGCCCACACAUGGACAGAUCGCCUGGUUUACCAGUACACUACAGAGUGAUACCCUCCCCAAUUUAUGUGAUACUGUCACAACCCAUCUGAUCCUCUUAAGGCUAAGUUUGUUCACAGUCUUGAGCCUCAAACAAAGUAGAACCAUCACUGGAAAAACCCCUCAAUGGAGAUCCCCAGGUGUCCUGCCAAGUUUAUCUUGGUACCAAGUGUAGGAGUCUCUGAGGAGAUCAAUAAAUCCAUUACUGCUUCACCAAACUAUACCCUAACCAGUCCCCACUAAAUAAUGGAAGCCACAGCUUUGCCUCCAUGCACCAACAGCUGCUUUAUAAACGCAGGGUGAUUGUUGAUGGGGGUUGGAGGGGGUUUGACUGGAGGGCUCACUGGGUUGGUAGAAAGUGGUGUAAGAAGUGACAGGGGAAAGAUGGGUGAACAGAGGCCAUGAAGGGAGACAUACCUGUGGAGAAACAAACCAGGGAGUUGUGAGCAUAUUCAGUCCAGGGCGGGUUGGUGGACCUGACAAGAGGUAACACAAUAAAGAGACACUUCAGGAUCCUGAUGUGCCUGCGCCGACUGGCCAUCAGUUUGCGGGCUCUUUCAUAAAAUGUACCAGGGAUUUAAUUUGAGGUUUAUGAUACUGUUUGGAGAUCCUCCCAUCUCUUAUUUUCAUUAUAACAUAAUGGAUUAUGACAAGGUCUUUAAAUGAAAAUAUUUAUUCAUUUUCAAACCAGUAAUGGUGGUGGUGUCAUCUGUUCCAGGAAAGUCCACAGCAGAGGAAGAAGCUCUUAGUGAAGAGCCAGAGAAGAAGAAGCAAAAAAGCAAGAAGAGAGAAGCAGCUAGUCACAGAUUAUUGGCUAUGGGAAACAAGAUCAUACAUGUCACUACCUCUGGGUGAGUAAGUUAAAGUGUAUGAUCCUAAUGCCGAAGCUGCCCCUUCAAAAUCAGGAAAGUGUGGCAUUCAGUCAGUCAGUUUACACGACAUGAAAAGAAGACUUCUGAUCAAUCAACAUGCAGUGGUUUGAAGUCACCUGUCUGUUUACCUGUCCACAGUGCUCAGAGUGUGUACAAGCCGGUCCAGUGUUUCUUUAAGGGGAUCCUCCAGCCUGAGUAUCGGGCUGCCACUGAUGUCUAUGCUCUCAUGUUCUUGACGGAUGUCAUCGACUUUAUUAUCAUCGUUUUUGGCUUUGGGGCUUUUGGGGUGAGAUACACAUGGAGAUAGGGAGCUUGUCAAUUUUCAGUCUUUGUAUUUUAUAUCAUUUAUUCAUCCAUCAAUAAACACACACACUCAUUAACUUCAACAGAAACUUGUGUGGAGCUGUAAAAAAAGCACAUCAUAUAAAUAUUUUACUGUACUGAUGUCUGUAAUCCCUCCCUCAGAAACACAGCGCACCAGCUGAUAUCGCCUCCUCCCUGUCAGAGGACCAGGUUCCUGAGGCCUUCCUGGUGAUGCUGCUGAUCCAGUUCAGCACAAUGAUCAUUGACAGAGCCCUGUAUCUGCGCAAGGCUGUCUUGGGAAAACUUAUCUUUCAGGUUUGGCUCAAAAUUUCAUGUUAAUAUGUUGCUGUGCACCCUUUGUGAGAGAUUAUUGACUUUUUAUAUCUUCACACACCAUCUCACUCUGCUCCCUGUCUGUCCUGUCCUUCAGGUCACUCUGGUGUUUGGGAUCCACCUCUGGAUGUUCUUCAUCCUCCCUGCUGUCACUGAGAGGUGAAGAAAAACUAGAUCAACUGUUAUUUCUAAUAGAAAAGGAAGAAUGUGAUUUAUUAGAGACUUUUGAUUUAGGCUUUGGCAGUACACCAGAGUCAAAAAUUAGUGUUACUGUAUUUUGAUCCCUUCUGCAUGUUUAAUGUGGAUAAUCCUGCAAAUGGUAUCUAAAAAGCUUUACGGUUUUUCUUAGUCGCCUUGGUGUGUUUCUCACAUCACUAUUAACAUUUGCACAACAGUCAGUGCAUUCCUCAGAACGAUUAGUACAAACUACAAAAACUAGUGGAUAAUCUGCAGAAGCGCAUCACUUGCUCAAAAUGAAUAGUUGAUUCCUCAAAAGCAAGUCUUCAUGUCAGUGAAACUGUCUGUGUCUUCAAAAUAAUUAGUCCCAACAUCAUUGUUUAUGAACAUGACAGUCAAAUGGCUGUCAUGUUUUUAUGAUGACACUUUACUCUCUCUGUGUUUUCCAAGACUAAUCUUGGUGACACUGCAUGAAAAUGCUCAAGAAAGCACUAUACACUACAUGUACAGCCAUUUGAAAACUACAGUAAAGUUACACAUUAUUGUAUUUGGUGAGGUAACUGAGUACAAGAUACAUGUAUGUUUCACAUAUUUACUGCAUGCUCUUUGCAAUUCUACAGCAUUGUGCAAAAAAAAGAAAAAUGGAAUUCACAGUCACUUAUUUAGAAUAAACAAGAAAUACAAUAUUUUGGUAGAACUGUGCACAAAUGUAAACAAUAUAACAGUACAUAUUACUGUUAACUGAACAUAAAUUAUUCCUGGACAUUCACAGUGGUUCUCGCUACAUUUGGUUGCACCCGACCAGCCAAAGUGAGGCCAUGAUUCACAACAUGGUCCACAAGUAUAGCCCUAAUUUCAUCAGGGAUUUGCCUAUGUACUUCACCUCUUCUUCCUCUGCCCCUGUUUUGUCCCCUUCCUCCCUGCAUUCUCACCCCUCCUCCACGACACUGACCUUCCAUUUUUGUAUCACAGAAUUGUAGAAAUGAUACACACUAUGUACUGCUGGUUUACAUAUGCUUGCCAAGUGAGGGUUCAUGGGAUUCAGCUCUGAGUGACUGUGGACAAGUGGCUUGUCACUGAUUACAACUAAUGCUUCACACACCUCCUCAUGAGCAAAAGCUGAGGUUCACCUCAGAGCAAUUGUUCAAUUUAGGAGACAUUUUCAGGAAAAAAAAAAUGAAGAAAUUUAUUAAAUUGUCUUAACAGAUUUUGAGAACUAGUUCAACAAUUGUGUAUGUAAUGAUUUAAGCAAUUAAAUGAGGACUAUUAGUUCCCUUUCAGUCGAUUUACACGGUACAACAUAUAUAGUAUGGGAUAUCACGCCCUCGCGUGGCCUGACUGAAGACACCUUUAUUCACGCCUUGAAGGCAGAUGAUCUGUAGUGACGACUGGGAGGCUCCGCCUGCACAUAUAAACGUGUAACACCACAGUCAUCCUUAAGUUCUUAUGCUCUUCACGUCGCUGAGAACACCUCCACCGAGUCGGGCCAACUAGCUGCUGCUAGCUCAGCCUGUUCUUGUCUGUGGCUACUGCCUGAUCGAUUUUAGCCUAACUGCCCCUGUUGGUGUUAGCCUGCGGCUUCCCACGGAGCACUAAUUUCGUUCAGCUUCUGCCUCUAUAAAUGAGUGCUGAGCCUAAGAAAGUGAAGGCGAAGUCUUCUGUUCGCCCCUGUCCUCAAGGGUGCGGCUUCUCCCUUCACGAAAAAGAUCUCCAUGAGGCUUGUCCUGUUUGCCUUGUCCUGUUCUGCCCGCGGCAGGAGGGUGUUGACUGAGCCCGAGUCCCGGAUUUUGUCGCAGAACUAACCUCUAACAAGCCUAAGAACUAAGCUGUCUACCCGCGCUGCAGUGCCCGAUUGUGGACAGUUUGUGGAUCUGGAUGGAGCUGAAGAAGCUGGUUUGGUGAACCCUCCGUCCCUGGCAGCCUAUCUGGCCCCGGCCCAGAAUCAUGGUGUUGGUGGCCCCAUCACGCUCCCGUCCAAGCACUGCAGGUUUUCAGCGUCACAGCUGGACAAGAUUUACAGGACACAGGCAAAUACAGCUCAUGCACUGAGCUCCGUCACUAUGCUUCAGACAUAUCAGGCUAUGUGUCUGGCGGAACUUGGCUCGCAAUUGCCUCCUGAUGCCUGGUUCACACAGGAAGCGCCGUGCACGGAAGCCUAUCCUAUGUGCGCUCAGCGCUCUCUCUAGGUAGAGGCAUGGCUCCCACGGUGGUGGCGCUGAGGCACCUGUGGCUGACUCUCUCCAAUGUUAUGGAGAGGGACAGAGCAGUUUAUCUUGAUGAGCCUGUGUCGACAGCCGUUUGUUUGGGCAGUCCCUCGACACCAUUCAGGCUCAGUUUGAGCUGAGGAAGAAACAAACCGAAGCUUUAAGCAGCAUCGUCUCCAGGUGUGAUGCGAGGACCAAACAGCUGGGUUAUCUGCACUAACCGGCACCAGCGCCUCUUCCCAAGAGGACUGCGGUGCCCGCUAGUUCGGGGCCCCAGCCGGUGAAGCAGCAUGUACCCGGUCAGAACCUUGGCUUGGAACAGGGAUCAGCCACCGGGUCUCCAGAGGGGCUCAGCACCCAGGAAAAAGACACAGCAGUCAUCCUAGCUUCAGGCCCAGCAGCACGGAGACACUGCAGCCCUUCAGUUUUUGCUGCCAAAAGGCGGCAUUUACAGUUUGUUCAGAGGUCCGGUCCCGAGAGGCGCUGCACUUCCCUGACACUGUCUCCCGAGCACAACCCUUCCUCACACGCACAUGCCCCAAUAAUGGCACCUGAUGUUCACUGUGUGAAUGUUACAAAUGUGCGUUCGUCGAGCCAAAUAAAGGUUUCGUUAUGUACUCAAAACAUUAUAAAUCAAUCAAGUCUGGGCGGGAAAGUGUUGCUGUUCCAAGCCGGCACACCAGAGGGCAACAACCCUUCCCCCCACAAUGCUGGAGGUCAGUCGACUGACUGUUCAUCUCACAGGCUGUGUCUCAUUUCAGAGACCGCAUCGGGAUAAGCGCAGCACGAACUGUGUCCUGUUUGGCACAAAAUGCUAAGCGUGCUUCAAAUUCGGUCUCAAAACCACACUGCCCCCGCCCCUUUUUCAAGCGUGCAUUUAUGCACACUUUCGUGCCGUUGGUAUCCCAGAAUUCUUUGCGUGCCGCUGCACAGCUGCGCAUUUCAGGUGAGAGGCUGGACUCGCUUGGAGACGCAGCGCGUCUUCAAAGAAAAUAAAAGAAAUCCAAAAACAGCAGACAGUCAGCUCAGGCUGUAUGAGCAUAUGAUCUCAGAAAUCAGGGGCUGCCUUUCCCUGAUGUCCGGGUAACAGUGGAAACACGGUCUCUGAUUAGCCCGGUUAUUUUCUGAUCGGGAAUACACGCUCCCUAUGGGCCAAAGUCCAGACUGCUGUGGGAAGGAACAUCAAGUGAUUCACGCAACAGGAUGGCCAAGCCAGGCUAGAUCCGCUCUGCUACAACAAUCAAAACCAUUAGAAAUAAGAAAGCUGACAAAACUACAGCAGAGGAUCAGGACAACAUUGAGUUUUUUUUUUUUUUUUUUUAAAGAUUUAGAGAUUAAAGUUGUAGAUUUAGGAGAAGUCAUGAAGCUGCUUUUGUGGAGGGGGAAAUGACUGAAGCUGGUCAUCUGCAGGGUUAUCUGUGGAUGUAUCAGCGGGUCAUUCAGAGAGUUUUUGUGGUUUCUGAAGAAACAGUCUGACUGAUGAUGAUCAACAUUUGUGAUCCAGAGGGAGUCGAGCUCAGACGAGCACCACGUCUCUGACACCGGCGGUAACCUACACCUGCAGAGACACCAACACCUUAUUAUGGCAUAUGGAUUCAUAUCAUAAACUAAAGCUCAAUGUCAUUCACGGAUAUUAACGGCUGCAUAAACGGAUAUAUCCUCAGCAUAUUCAUUUCUGCCUCCACAAAAGCAGCGAUUUCCUUCAAGUACACCUGUUUUUUUUCCCCGUGGAAAAGACGUAUUUCUCAUAUAUUCUUUUUUUAAGUCUUUAUACUUAUGACAAUGUGAUGCUGAUGUGCCAAAGGAUGAAGUAUCUCCUUGUUUGUGAAACCUAUACUGAAGCACAGUUCCUUCAAAUGCUUCAUGGCCCUAAUUUUAACAAGUCUCCUCUGAAAUAACAGGAAACUUUAAAACUUUAUUCUCAUAAAUUAAUGACUUUAUUCGCGUAAAUUCAUGACUUAAAUCUCGAAGUCUUGAAAAAAAUUCUCAAUAUGGCCUUCAUACUCCUUCAUACAAAACAAUCAUUGGAUGAUCUGUGCUUGUAUGUAUCUACUAUUUUGUGUCUGUGCAAGAUCGCACAGUUGAAACAAUAAAUGCUGCGCUCCGUGGGUUUUCUUUAAGUCAGUUGUGACGCGAGCCUGAGGGCGGGGACAUUUGGCGGCUCCACCAGGAGGUCCUCCGAAGGUCUCCAAAUGUCCCCGCCCUCUACCUUACGUCACGAUUGACUAGAAAAAAAGCUGCCAGGGGCAGCAUGUAUUGUUUUAAUUGUGCGACCUUGCACAGACACAAAAUAGUAGAUACAUACAAGCACAGAUCAUUCCCACAAAAUUCAUCCAAUUAGAAACAUUAGGGAGGGUGUCUUUUUGCAAGGUGGUGUCCACAGACGCAUCCCUGAGGGGUCAGGGGGCUCUGUGCGAGGGCGCAGCAGUGAGAGGGGUGUGGACACCAGCACAAUGCAAGCUCCACAUCAAUUAUCUGGAGCUAUUAGCUAUCCUAUUAGCUCUGAGGCAUUUUCGUCCUGUUCUGACAGGCCAUCAUUUUCUGAUCAGGACGGAAAACACAACCAUGGUUUCCUACAUAAACAGGCAGGGAGGGACUUGCUCUCUUCCCCUGUUAAAACUGUCUCACUCUCUGUUGCUAUAGUGCAGUGUUCAUUUUCUGUCUCUGAGAGCCACACAUAUUCCAGGUCACUUAAACCUUGGGCCAGAUCUUCUCUCCAUGGGGGUCCUCUUGUGAGAGAGUAGAGAUUGCAUGUCAGUACCGAAAUGUACUCCCAUUUCAGAGUUCUAUUGUGGAUGUUUUAACAUGUCUUCAGGAGCUGCUGGAUAGGGGUCUCUUUUUCUCAACGAUUAAGGUCUAUUUGGCAGCUCACCCUCUUGCUAUGCGCUUCCUAAAGGGAGUCCGCAGGCUGAGACCUGUGCUCAAACCCAGCGUUCCCUCUUGGGAUUUAGCGCUGGCACUUGAGGCUCUUGGUGGACCCCCAUUUGAGCCUGUUGAGUCAGCAGACAUGAAAUUUCUUUCAUACAAAACUGCACUGCUACUUGCUUUGGCGUCUGCAAAGCGAGUGGGCAACCUUCAUGCUUUGUCUGUGCACCCCUGUUGUACCCAGUUCACUCUGGAUGGAUCUAAGGUUACAUUGUGCCCAAAUGCGACGUAUUUGCCUAAGAUUAUCCCCACAGCCUAUAGCUGUAUGAGUUUUGAACUACUGAGCUUCUGCCGUCCUCCAUUUGCAUCUGAGGAGCAGAGGAGGUUGAAUUCCUUGUAUCCUGUGUGUGCACUACGCACUUACAUAGACCGUACUUAGAGUGUUUGUUUAUGUUACCAGUUGUUUGUCUGUUUUGCUAAUCCAGCCAAAGGCAAGGCACUGUCUAAACAGCGGCUUUCCCACUGGAUUGUGGAGGCUGUCUCCUUAGCAUACGGCAGCAGGGGUCUUCCGUUGCCCCAAGGUGUAAGGGCACAUUCAACCAGGGGAAUGGCGGCCUCAUGGGCCUUGUUUAAAGAGGUUUCUGUGAGUGAUAUCUGCACUGCAGCCAGUUGGUCAUCACCACACAUUUUUUGUUCGGUUUGAUCGCUUGGAUGUGACAGCCCCUUCAGUGGCUCGCUCUGUCCUUUCUGCUGGGUCUACAAUGCACAAAAGUUUUGGAGGUUUGACUUCGGUUCGGUGGCUACUCUGCGGGAUGUGUAUAUAUGUCCCAUACUAUAUGUGUUGUACCGAGUGAAUCGACUGAAAGGGAACGAAAUGUUAUGACACUGGGUUGCCCCACUGCGCAGCUAGGCUCGGUGAAGAGCGGCUAUCAAACUGAAAGAUGACUGUGGUGUUACAUGUAUUUAUGUUCAGGCGGAGCCUCCCAGACGUCACCACAGAUCAUCUGCCUUAAAGGCGUGAAUAAAGGUGUCUUCAGUCAGGCCACACGAGGGCGUGAUAUCCCAUACUACAUGUGUUGUACCUCGUUCCUCUCCUUCGGGGAACAGAAGUUAUAUUCAUAACAUUUCGUUUUAUAGGGAAUGACUAUUCAGCAUUCAAAAGUAUCGUUCAUUUUGACUGACAUGACAGAAGCAAAUGAUAAUGUUAUAAAACAGCAGAGAAUUGUUUGAAAGUAACUGAUACAUGUCCAAGAGCAUUUGCAAUUUGUUCAGAGGAAUGAGAAAUUGCUACGAUGAUGUGCAUAAAUGACUCAGUGUUGUGAAGGUUGAAUUAAUAGUUGUGAGAACUUUCAUUCUGAUCUGAGAAAUGCACCAAAGCAGCUGAGAAAAACUGUAAUCUCACCCUAUCUGCCUUCUUUUCCAGGAUGUUCAAUCAGAACCUUGUGGCUCAGCUCUGGUAUUUUGUCAAGUGCAUUUACUUCGGCCUGUCAGCCUAUCAGAUCCGCUGUGGAUACCCCACUCGUAUCCUUGGCAACUUCCUCACUAAGAAAUACAACCACCUUAACCUGUUUCUAUUCCAAGGGUAAGGAUGCAUCGCCAGUCUGUAGCUGUUUAGUAGAAUUAGAUAUGAAGGGUUUCAUGAAUCAAUGAUUUGUUUGUAGUUCAGUUUAACUUUUUGUUGUUGCUGCUGGUGAGUGGGAUGACACCCACAGUGUAGCAGAUUUAGAUUUUGUAUCUAUAGAGGCAUUAUAGGUGAAGAUUUUGAUGAAAGGGUCAAGUCUUAGAUAGAUAGAUAGAUAGAUAGAUAGAUAGAUAGAUAGAUAGAUAGAUAGAUAGAUAGAUAGAUAGAUAGAUGAAUCUGACAGUAUGGUACAGAUUAUCCUUGUGUGUGUGUGUGUGUGUGUGUGUGUGUGUGUGUGUGUGCGUGUGCGUGUGCGUGUGUGUGUGUGUGUGUGUGUGUGUGUGUGUGUGUGCGUGUGUAGGUUUCGUCUGGUGCCCUUUCUGGUGGAGCUGCGAGCAGUGAUGGACUGGGUUUGGACUGACACCACGCUCUCUCUUUCCAACUGGAUGUGUGUGGAGGACAUCUAUGCCAACAUCUUCAUCAUCAAAUGUAGCCGUGAGACAGAGAAGGUACAUGAUGUUUGAAUAUAGUGAAAGGAAAGAAUUGGUACGGAUUUUUGCAGCUCAUAACUUCAGCAUAAGGGAGGGUCUCUGUCUUAAUCAAGUUAUUUUGCCAUUCACUUCUUAAACCAACUCAUGACAGGAGAGUUUUGGGGGUUGGCAGACAGUAAUGACAUGCUGAAAUAUGUCAGUAUAUGUCAGAGGUAUGUUGCAGCAUAAAUCAUAAACUGAGGUUGAACACAAUGUAAUUAAAUUGGCUUUGAGCUCCUCAUCCACAAACCUAUAGGGGUGGAUAAUAGCUAAGAGCAUUUCAUUGUUAAUUACAUUUACUCAUGUCACUAUGAUGGACAAGCUUUUUGUGUGAGUAGAUUUUAUUUUUAGCGUUUUAGUAUUUUCUGUGGGAGGACUUGUGACAGCCAACAUAUGGGUGCAAAAAACAUAAACCAGGGCUGUAUGACUGGGAUUAGCUCAUGCUGAUUGACACUUUACACAGCAUCUUCUGUCAUCAGUGUAUGAAUGCAGUGUGAAUCACAAGUAUGACAUGUAAUACAGAAAAAGCUUUGAGUGGUCAAAAGACAGGAGGAAGUGCAUCAUUAUUGUAGUUCAUUCACCCUCCAUAUUUCAUCUCCCCUCCUGGGUUCACUUCUAAAGCACAGUAGAGGAACAGCAGAUUUCCUCAGACUGAUUCUGUUAGUUUUUAACAGUUUAAUGGCUCACUAAUUAACCAGCAGUGGUUCAUUUUGAUUUUGAGACAUAGUGACAUUGUAACCCCUCCCCUCUCUCCCUCACAGAAAUAUCCACAACCAAAAGGGCAGAAGAAGAAGAAGAUAGUGAAAUAUGGCAUGGGUGGACUCAUCAUCUUCUUCUUGAUCUGCAUUAUCUGGUUCCCCCUCCUGUUCAUAUCGUUGGUCAGAUCAGUGGUAGGAGUGGUCAACCACCCCAUUGAUGUCACAGUAACUGUAAAACUGGGAGGAUAUGAGGUAAGCACUUCUGAUAUGGCACCCUGGUCUACUGUACUCUAAAAUAGAGGAAGUACUCUGCAAAGAAGCUUGACUCUUUCUCAAGCUACGGCAAUGACAUUAUAGAGACAGUCACUAUACAGUUAUGACGGUCUUUUGUGUAAAACUGAUGCCAAAACUGGACUGCUUUAGAUUAGUCUUCAUGGUUCAGCAUAUAGCAUUUUAUGCACAUCUCACAUCUCAUCUGUCUUCAUGUUGUAUAGACAGCAGAUUAAAAUGUUUUACAAUGCUGUAAAAUAACACUGCAUGGCACUGUAAAGAAACUGAAUGAUUAAAAAGGUAUUUUUGUGUGUUUCUUCAGCCCUUGUUCACCAUGAGUGUCCAGCAACAGUCCAUCAAGCCCUUUACAGUUGCUCAAUAUGACAAUCUCACCAAAACAUUUGGAGAGGAUGCGGUAAGUGUUGACUGCAGUGUAAGUGCUGGGCAAGUCUUUUGUAGUUUUUUAACAGCCACACUUUUCCAACCUGGGUAUUGAAAUUGUUUAAUUGUUCUGUAAGACAACCUUCUUACACCUAAAAAUAAAUGUGCAUAUGCAGUGAAGCAGCCUCUGUGUUGACAUUGCUCUUUUGACAAUAUUCAGUCUGUGACUGUCUUCGGCUCAUCUCUGCACAUCUGUGCUGUUAUGUGCACAAAUGAUUUAUUCAUUUCUAUCUGCGCUUUGCUCACUUGCCCUGUGAAAUAAACCUGAUAUUAAAUCUGUUAUGCUCAUCAUCUCUGAGUAUGCUUUGAGUGGGCAGUGGACAGUCCUGCUUCUUCUAACUUUAACCCUUCAGUCACAGCUCAGUAAAUCAAGACUUUUCAAUUAUCUUUGAACUGUGAGGUGACUGUGAUGGCAGCUGUGUUCAUGUGUUAACAGGUUUUGGAUGUGUCUGCUCAUAUCGCCAAACAAAUUCUUCUUUGUCUGUUCUUGUAUCUAGGUAGCCAUGCAGUUCAUCAGCCUCUACAGUUAUGAAGACAUUGUGACCGCCAUGAUUGAAGGUAGUUCAGGGUCAGUGUGGAGAAUAAGCCCUCCCAGCAGACAAGAAGUUGUUAAAGAACUACUUGGAAGUCCCGUUGACCUUACACUACGCCUGGCCUGGACUUUCCAGAGGUAAAAACUGCUCUACUUUUAGAAAUCACAUUAAACUAUUAAGAAUUGUAUGUGAUUAUUAGCAAACUAUUCAAGGUAUUGUCAACACAGUCAAAUUAAAGGUGCUGGGGGGUGUAUUUUGCUCCUCCAUGGGUGAUUGUGCAGCUGUAAUCAUAUCCAGUUUAAGUUUAGUUUAUGUAUCAUAUCCAUCAUAUCCAAGUUCCCCAAAAAUCUUGUCCGGUUUUGUGUCUUAUCAUUUUGUGUACUCACUGAUUAAAACACAAACAGGGGCUCAGACUGGAUGACCCAACACCACUAUAGUGGUAAAUGCAGUUGACACAUGGAGCUCUAACACCCCCCACCCACCCCUCCCCCCUCAAAAUACAAAAAAAGUCUCUAAACUUUUGUAUUUGCAGUUGUACAGUAUGAACACUGUUGAAUAGAUGUUUAUUUUAAAAAAUCUCUCUCUCUCUCUCUCUCUCUCUCUCUCUCUCUCUCUCUCUCUCACACACACACACACACACACACACACACACACACACACACACACACACACACACACACACACACACACUCGCUCACUCACUUACUCACUCACUCUCCUUCUGUGUUUUUCCUCCUGCCAGAGACCUGGGAAAAGGAGGAACUGUGGAGCAUACCUUUGACAAACACUCUAUAGACUUGGAACCUGGGAACCCAGUAAGAGCCAAUUUGGCCUCACUACUGGUUGGCAAUAGCACUAAGCCUGUGUAGGUUGAGUUUACCAGUGGGAUUUUAGGAUGACACAUGUCUGCUAUACAGUACCUACAGUUAUACACAGCUGAUGUUUUGUGUCUUUCACAGGCAUGUUCCUAAUAUGUUUCCCAACUACAUCAGAGCACCAAAUGGAGCCGAGGCCAAACCAGUCAGUCAGCUGCAUAAAGGUCAAUGGUUAAUACGAGUGUGUUACUGGAAAAACACAAUCUAGACUAAGACUGAUUAAUGGAUUAUGUGGAUGUUUUAACACAGCUGAUUGGUUAUUUUCAAGGUGAUGAAGAUGAUUACCUGAGUAUAACCCUGUCCCUGAUGAGUGACCGGACCCUGAACAGCAGUGGCAACCAGGAGUGGUGGAACAUUGCCAUUGCUGGCUGUGAGCCGUACUCAUGUGGGGUUCUACCAAUGAUCAUAUUCAAUGACAAAGUCAGUCCACCCAGCCUGGGCUUUUUGGCUGGAUAUGGGUAAUGACCACACACCAAGAAACAACUUGUUUGGGUUAAAUAAACAUAAGUAAGUAGAGUUGAAACUAAUACAGCAGCAGGUAUCCAGAGCUUGAACAGUCAACAAACACUGUCUAUAGCAUGUCUACUUAAGUCUUAAAAAGUCAGCAUUAAAAUUGAAAACAAACAAAAAACACAAUUUCCAUAUAAAUAAUGUUUCUCUAUUUUUGCUGCUUUAACAGUUUCUAUGACCCCAUUUUAGUAUGAGGAACUUUUUCAACUAUUUCUCUGUUGUUGAUACCACCUGAACUAUUGCCAAGUAAUGUGCAGGCUACCGAAGUUGUCACUUUUUAUUUCCCUUAUUUUAAUUUCCCCUUUACUUGACAGUUAUAUUGCACAUGAAUAUCUGUUUUUUGUUCAUACUUUUUGUUUUUCCAAUCUCUUCAGGAUCAUGGGUCUGUAUGUGUCCGUGGUCCUGGUAAUUGGGAAGUUUGUGCGUGGUUUCUUCAGUGAGAUCUCCCACUCCAUCAUGUUUGAGGAAUUACCCUGUGUGGAUCGCAUCCUGAAGCUCUGUACAGACAUCUUCCUGGUCAGUGAGCUGUCUGAAUCUUUGUACUACAGGUGCCUUAAAACUGCCUUUGACUCCCUAGCUACAAGUUAUGGAGGCCCCCUACCAAGGAAAAAAUAGAUGAAUUAACUAAUGCAAGAAAUUUGGGACUGAAAAGGCCCAGAUCCGUAAAUGACCAGAAACAGUGAGCUGGCCCUCAUAAGGACAUUGCAGCUAAAAACUCCCCGAUUUAUGCCAGAGAUCUGAUCAGUUUUUACCAACAUGGACAUGAUUUAACAGGUGAUUAAUUGGGUAUGAGGUACUUGUAGCAAUCAGUGCACAUGCCAUGUUGGCACAUAAUAAGAGAAAAAGUCAAAUCACAUUAAGAAGAACAGUGUACUUUAAUAAAUAUUCAUCAAACAAUAAUCACCUCAUUCAAAAAAUCGAAAUACUAUUAUGUUUCCUCAACACUUUAAAUACUACUGUCCAAGGCUAUAAAAUAACAAUCAGCUUUUUAUGAUGCCUGAUCUUAACCCAGUUAUUCACCUGGGCUUGUGACCCAAUAGUGAGAAUCCAGAGGACAGCAAGAGUAAGGGUGCUGGACCCUCAGCUCAGCAGACAGAGUUACUGUAAAUUACAAAUGAAGGUCUAACUGUACUGUGCAGUGAAAGUAAACUGCGUUUGUUUAACAUAUGUAAAAUUAUACAUGGAAAGUUUUCUAAAAAUAUACUUUUAUGGAAAAAAAUCUAAAUACAUCCUGCUCAUAAAUUCCUAAACCUUUUUUGCAUAAAUGCAUAGGUUAUGAUAUUCAGCAGCAGCAGAAGCAACAGUGUGUGCAGCAGCUCCCUGAGACUAUCUGUCUGACCCCAUUCAAACUAUUUUGACAUAAACACUAGUUAGUUCUGAAAUAACAUGAAACCAAUAUCAUCCACAGGAAAACCUCUGUGACUUUCCCUUCUAAUAAUAUUGUCUGUAUCAUUUCUCAUCUUAUUAAGAUAACUGGUCUGCGAUAAACACACUGCUGUCUUCAGGUUUUCUGAAGAAUUUCUUUUGAGGUGACAAUGCGGAAACAAAUGUAUGUUUCUGUGUGUUUCAGGUGAGAGAAACAGGAGAGCUGGAGCUGGAAGAGGAACUUUACUCUAAACUGAUCUUCCUCUAUAGAUCUCCAGAGACUAUGAUAAAAUGGACCAGGGACAUCCACAGUAGAGACUCAGACAGAUACUGACUGAAGACAUGAUGUUGACUUGGUUAAUGAAGCAUACAGUAAGGACACCCAGGUGAAAGCAGGAGGAAAACUCCUCAUACCAGGGUGGACAUCGACUUACAGGGAAAUACAUGUGUCCUUGUCAAUGUUAGAAACUUACCUGGAUCUGGACACCUAUUGCUUGAAACCUGAAGCUUUUACAAGUUCACAGUUGCCUUAGCACCUUACAUUGAGGACUAUGUAGAGUGGAUUAGCAGUCCUACCGACCGGGCUUGGAGAUAGAUAUCUGUCACGCUGGACUGACAAACAUCCAUGUUUGUCAAAAGCCUAUUUCUCAAAAGGCUUGUUGAAACCCCAGGAGGACUGAGGUUGACUGAGCACAGGAGGCACUUAAUUUAUGCUGUGGCUUAAACUUGAGACGAAUUUUAGGUAGACCAUCUGCAGUUACGGUUUCUGUGUGCUGAAUGAUUUAAAAUAACAUGCUGUCAAACAUGGAAAAGGUCUUUAAAAAUUCACGAAAACCAAUGAACAUGCAGCUGCCAUGUCCUUUGACUUUAUAUCAGGGAUCAUGCUGUGACAGAACAACUCUCACUAGGAGGGCUAUGAAGGGGUUUAGUGCUUGUAAUCGAAAGAAGUUCUGUUGGUUUUGGGCCAUGUGGGUUUAGUGUUGAUGGAGAAGUCUGUGGAGAAAAUAGUAAGAGAAAAAGUGGAAAUCUUUUCAAGGAAAGAAGACAAGCUGCUGAUGAAGUAUCUACCAACAAGCUUUAGUCCACUUGAGUGAUUGUCAUUUUUUUACAUGUCAUGCACCACAGUGCUCAACCACAUGGGUUUAAGGCAGCAGAAAUGCUGAUGGAGAGGUCCAAUUAUUCAUUAUAGAGUAAUUUUGAAAGUUUUAUGUUCCUUUUACGGCUCCGUCUUAAAUAUUGUAUCCUACCUCAUUUUCCAGGCUUUGCAGAUAAAAUCUGCUAUAUAAAAAGUUCCUCCUCUAAUUAAGUUUUUGAAAGCCAUCUAACCCUACUAAAUCAGCAUUAAUGAAGGGAAUUUUACUCAAAAGUACACCCCUUAACUUAUCAUAGAUGGGACAGGAAAAAAAAGAAUGGUGCAGCCACAUGUAUCUAUUUCACUCCAGCAACAAAAAAGCUGCAAACUUACCAAACAGAUGAAAUACUGUUAAUCAAGACAGCACAGGUGCAACAGCACACUAAAAAGGACAGGUGCUUCAGUGCAAAGUAUAGGAGGCACUACCAAGCUGUUACUGAACUGUUACCAAGCUGACAAAAAACUUACAAAACUACUGUAGCCCCAGCAGACCUGAUAUCGCUUAUCACAACACUAUAACCAAAUAUUUGCUGGGGUAGAUGAACAUGGUUUUAAAUGCAGGUUACCAAGUAUACUCACAAAUCUGGCACUGAACAACCAUAUGGAUAGUGAUCCAGAAACAGCCAAAAGGCUUGUUGAAACCCCAGGAAAGAAGCAGAAGAGACACAAGACCACAACGGUCACAUAGCAGCCAGUGACUAUGCUUGGAGUAAAUGCUACAGUCAUAUGUGUGCUACACACACUAGAGUGAGAGGAUGGAAAGUUAACAGUAGAUGAUAUCAAGACUAAUCCAGGUCAUCAGGGUCAUGUAACUUUGUUUAGAUAUUUGAUCUGUGCAUGUGGGAUAUUAAAAAUUAAGUGCCUGAAGGAGGUCAGUAAGAACAACAGUGAAAUGAUCAGGCCUUUUGUGGGUAGCACCUUUUUAACAUGUAUGGUGUGAAGAUUUAAAAGUCAAAAGCUUAUUUUGGCUUUGAGUUUAAAGUUCAGUCACAUUAUUAGAAAUGUGUCUGAUAAUUUUUUUUUUUUUUUUUUAAUCGUUACAGACAAGUUGUUCUCUCCCAACACAUCCUUCUUGUGCAACACAGAAUUAUUGUCAGGAAAAUCUUGCAUUUAUAACAGAAACUUGGUUGAGCUGUAACAAGACUGUCAUGGAUCCUUAGUGACACUUAUACAGGGUCUACUGUGGGGAUGUAGUAGUGGGCAGACUCCUGCUUUUGAAUGGGCUUCGCUUGUGUUAGGGCAGAAAACCUUCAAUUCUCACCCCAAAGUCAAUUUCCACUGUUUCAAGUCCACCAGCACAGGUAAGUCCCUACACUAGAUGACUUCCACUUGCAGGUCUUCUGCAGCUUCAACUAGCAACAGCAAAUACAUUUAUCAGCAGUAUCUGAUUAUCAGCUGCGGCCAAGGGUAGUUGCUCAAAUUAACACAACGGCAGUCUACGCUGCCUUUUGGUACUUCAUCAGGUUAAACUGAAGACAUGCAGAUACAAGAGUCCAAUACAGCUCUCAGUAACAGUUGAGUUUUAACUUCUAUGUUCCCAUGAGACCCCACUACAGGUCAUAGUGUCUGUGACUUCAGAUUUACUGGACACACUAUCAUGGUGGCCUGGUUGGCAGUACAAGGCAAAAGGACCCUCACCUAUGCCCAAUUACUUGGAACAGGGCUGAUACCACCUGAUGGCUCCUGGUUCUCCACUUUUGCAGGCUCAGCUAGUCUUGCUCCAAACCUACGCUGGAAGGCAGUGCCUGGAGCUGGUCCUCCAUUCAUUCAUUAAUUCAUUCAUUCAUGCAGGUAGCCUACUGUAGAGCUUUAACUACUUUGACUGAUGCUCCUCCAUACAUGUUCUCACCUCUAUCAGAAGCACACAGAGUUGCUGCUCCAUCAUGGUUACCUCACCAAUCUCUUCCACAGUGCCACUUUGACCAGGUUCAGUGUCAAUAGAGUCCCAGGGUGGUGGGGGGUAAGUUGUGGUGAGAUUCUCCAUAGAGGGCCUUGCAGUGGAACUGAACUGCUGGUGGUGUGUCUCUGGAAAGAUGUCAAACUGGGGCUGGGACUUAAAACACUCACACAACAAAUUUCCCUACAGGGACAAUUAAAGUAAAUGGAAUGAAAUGGAAUAAAAUAAUUUAUGUGAAAAUAGAUGCAAUAAUUAGUUUGAAAUAUUCAAUGAGUUUAUUUUAUUUUGUUUGACGAGUCAAACUUACUGCCAAAUGCAACAAACAAUAUGUUCUUGAUGUGUCAGUUGAAAGAAGAUGCAAUAUCUGUUUUAUUAAGUUUGGCUUGAAUGAGUUGUAAUAAGAUUUGUAUUUGUAUAAGUGGUGCUAAAAUGAAGUGUGAAGAUGUGUUUUGACUCCAACAGUUGGCAAGAUGAAGAAAGAUUGUUCAAAAUUUUCAUAAUCUCUUUUUCUUUGGCAUUGAUGCCAUGUAAAUCAGAGAAGUGAUAAACUUACUUCAGAAAAUACUGAAAAGUAAACAUGCUCAUUUUAAAAACUACUAAAACAAGUGCAGAUAAGCAAGAAAAGUAAGAGUAACGUGAACAAAUGUACUGAUUAAUUUAUCCUCUCUUUGCUACUGUUAAAUAAAAAAAUUGUUUUAAUCAUGCCUCCCAAGUUGCUUAAGGGGGACCGGUCCUUAAACACUCCUCUUUGUCCUCAUCUUACUUCUUUGAUUACAUUUGUAUUUGAUAGAUGCUUUAAGUUAGCUAAUGAUUUCCUUUGGCAUUCUAUUGUGCAUUCAUUUAUUGUGACGUGUAGAUUACUAUUGAUGGUGAAUAUUCCACUUUAAUCAUAGCAGAUCAGUAAAAUCCAUAUGAUUUCUCUGCCAGUUAAUAAAUAUCCAAUUAGGUUAAGAAGUCCUUUGGUUGAUUGAAGUGCAUUUCACUCAAAGAAUGAAUACCAUCCCUAUGUGCACAUGCCAAAUACCUUUUUAUAUCUCUGAAAAAGACCUUUGUGAGGUUCAUCGUCACUCUUCACUAUUAUACACUGCUGUCUGACUAGGAGUGUAUUUAAAUGAGCCAUCAAACACAGCACUUUGUAGGAGUUCAGUAAAGUCUAGGACAUGUC
Messenger RNA from Xyrichtys novacula (pearly razorfish), 89139 nucleotides. Lineage: Eukaryota; Metazoa; Chordata; Actinopteri; Labriformes; Labridae. The record is from the annotation of a GenBank genome assembly.